This is a messenger RNA of Amyelois transitella, 59391 nucleotides long. RefSeq lists its product as uncharacterized. The record is from RefSeq and is a predicted model, not a curated record. NCBI's taxonomy places the organism in Eukaryota, Metazoa, Arthropoda, Insecta, Lepidoptera, Pyralidae. Gene Ontology annotation, molecular function: calcium ion binding. The transcript has 136 exons. Bases 292 to 59055 code for a protein of 19587 amino acids.
CAGCGGUCGUACAUACAGCCGAUCGGUGUCGCUACUGCAAUUGUCGUACUAGUGCCCGUUACGAUCCACUCCGUUCGCUGGAGUGUACGUGAAGUGUGGUGAUAGUGUGUUUUUAGCUAUACAAGCCAAAGUGUAUCGCUUCAAAAUACCACUUUCUUUGGUGUGUGGCGAGUUCCACGGAGUUGUCUAACGGCUAUUCGCCUGCCGGCGAGGGAAGGCGGAUCGCUUUUACCGGGAGGAAUGAGCCCGGCACACCACCGAUCCCGCACUCACCGAUGAUCUCAAGAGACCAUGCAUAUAGACACCCUACCGCUCGUGGUUUGGACGCUUUUAGUCACAACGACACAUGUAGCGACACAAAGCCAAUAUGGAAUAGGUUUAGGAAUAAAACGAGAAGUAUUUUUCUUAAAUUUAGAAGAUGGCUAUUUUGGCUGUCAAGUAAACGAAUCAACACAAAUAUUACAGUUAUACGAAUUAUCUAAGUUAUGCGACGGUGUGCCUGAUUGUUAUAAGGCAUCCGAUGAGCUGAAGUCAGAGUUAAAAUGCACAGAUGAUUGUACCAAAGAAGAUGGCGCACAGUGUAUAAACGGUGCGUGUUUGAACGGCGUGUGCCAUUGCAACGAUGGUUUUGGCGGCUGCAACUGCCAGGAACUUGAUGUAAACGAAUGUAAAGACAGACCAUGCGAUGUGUUUGCUCAUUGUACAAAUACCGUGGGGAGCUUUCAAUGCUCUUGCUUCCCUGGCUAUGAAGGCGACGGUUUCAAGUGUAGAGAUAUAAAUGAGUGCGAAGACCCGGCUGUAGCAUCAAGAUGCGUUGAAAACGCAGAAUGUUGUAAUUUGCCUGCACAUUUUAUCUGCAAAUGUAAUCGAGGCUUUGAAGGCGACGGUGAAGAAGAGUGUAGAGAUAUCGACGAAUGUCGUCGGCCUGGAGCUUGCGGUGUCAAUGCAGUAUGUCAGAACUAUCCCGGAAAUUAUACAUGCGCAUGUCAAGUCGGUUACACGGGAAAUGGUUUUGAUGGCUGUGUGGACGUGGAUGAAUGUACGUCUGGGUCGGUGUGCGGCCCAGGGGCGGUGUGCCGCAACCUCGACGGAGGCUACGAGUGCAGCUGUCCCCCCGGGUACGAAGGCGAUCCUCGUGUCGCGUGCCGAGACCACGACGAAUGCGCACGUGCUUCCUGCGGACGUGGAGCUCACUGUGAAAAUCUUCCUGGCGCCUACCGCUGUGUUUGCCCACCAGGUUUCGAAGGCGACCCUGACGUGGAAUGUAUUGACGUGGAUGAAUGUAAGAAUAGCGAAGCUAUAUGCAGUGAACACGCCAUAUGUACCAACACACUCGGCAGCUACGUGUGCACGUGUAAGCCGGAGUACACUGGAGAUGCUCGUAUGUCAGGUGGCUGCCGUGAUGUCGAUGAAUGCCAGGCCCUUGAAAGACCGUGUGGCACAUUCGCAGUCUGCGAGAAUGCAGUGCCUGGAUAUAACUGCGUGUGUCCCCAAGGAUAUAGAGCAAAACCGUCUCCACAAAUUGCUUGCGAACAGGUCGAUGUGAAUACUUUAUGUAAAUCAAAUUUUGAUUGCACGAACAAUGCUGAGUGUAUUGAAAAUCAAUGUUUUUGUAAAGAAGGAUUUGACGCCAAAGGAUCUCUUUGCCUCGAUAUUGACGAAUGUUCCACUAAAGCCGUAGCAUGCGGUGAGAAUUCCUUGUGUGUAAAUACUCUUGGCGGAUAUAACUGUGAAUGCGCUGCAGGAUUUAUUGGCUCCCCACCACGAAUAACUUGUCGCGCCCCAUGCGAGGAUGUAAAGUGUGGUGAUCAUGCUUAUUGCAAACCUGAUGGCGCUGAAGCAUAUUGUGUAUGUGAAGAGGGGUGGACAUUCGAUCCCAAUGAUAUAGCAGCAGGAUGCAUCGAUAUUGACGAAUGCGAUACGUCUGCUGGGUCUGUCGGCAGGUGCGGUACAAAUGCAAAAUGCCUUAAUAAUCUUGGAAGUUUCGCUUGUCUUUGUCCUGAGGGAUAUACAGGAGAUGCAUAUAAACAGUGCUCGGAUAUUGAUGAGUGUGUAAUGGAUGGCCCAUGUGGAGUGGGGGCGGAUUGUAUUAAUAAUGAUGGUUCUUUUGAAUGUGAAUGCCCCGAUAAUACAGUACCAGAUCCAGAUCCUAGGAUAAGAUGUGCUGAAAUUAUGCUAUGCAAAAGUGAUAAUGAUUGCCCUGGUAAUGCCUUAUGCGAUCCGAAUUCUCGAUGUUUAUGUCCCGAGCCAAAUAUAGGCAAUGAAUGCCGACAUCCUUGUGAAUCGUUACAAUGUGGCAGUAAUUCGGAAUGUCUUUUGAAUGAGCAAACAGCUCUUUGUACUUGUAGAAGUGGUUUUACUGGAGAUCCUUUGUUACCAAGCGGAUGUCAAGAUGUUGACGAAUGUGAAGUAAGUCCUUGUGGGCCUGGUGCUGUUUGUAAAAACUUACCAGGUUUAUUCCAGUGCGAGUGUCCUGGUAACUUUAGCGGCGAUCCUUACAUCGAAGGUUGUAUCGCAGGCCAAACGCCAAGUGAAUGUAGUAUUAAUCAUCCGUGCCCGCAGGGUGAACAAUGUGUCUUACACGAUGGCGAAAACGUUUGUAUUUGUUCCCAAGGUUUCUCGCGUAACAAAGAAACCGGGUUAUGUGAAGAUAUAAACGAAUGUACUCAGCAUGGUCGCUCCCCUUGUGGACUAAACGCAAUUUGUAAAAAUUUGCCAGGCAGCUAUGAAUGUAAAUGUCCGUCUGAUUAUAGUGGUAAUCCCUAUAAUUUAUGCGAAAUGUGCAGUGAUAUUAACUGUCAAUGUCAACCACCUUACAAAUUAAUGGAAGGAAAUUGUGUUUUAUCUGGAUGUACAAAAGAUAACAAAUGCGGUAAAGGAGCAGAAUGUAUUAAAAUCUCUGAUGAUGUGAGUUACUGCGCUUGUCCUGUGGGCUACACGCAGACUUCAGAUGGUGCUUGCGAAGAUAUCAAUGAAUGUUUAUCAGGACAGCCAAUCUGCGGAUUUGGGGCAGAAUGUAUUAAUACAGAUGGUUCUUAUACAUGUAAAUGCCCACCAGGUUAUGGUAAAGAUUCAGUUUCUGGACAUUGUACAUUAAAUCAAAAACGUUGUAUUAGUGACUCUGAUUGCUUUCCUAAUGAGAAAUGCAUUCAGCCUGGAAAAUGUGUCUGCCCACCUCCAUUUUAUCUCGAUGUCAUUGAUGGACAGAAAUGUAAGAGUCCUUGCGAACGGUUCACAUGUGGUAUUAAUGCCAAAUGCACUCCAAGUGAUCCACCAAGGUGUAUGUGUAUGACGGGGUAUGAAGGUGAUCCAUAUACAGGAUGCACAAACAGAAAUGAGUGUCACAGUGCUCCAUGUGCUUACGGAGCUAUAUGUCAUGACCAAAAAGGUGGUUAUCAAUGUGUGUGUCCUGAUACCAUGGUAGGAGACCCAUAUAAAACUGGAUGUACAAUGGAAGAAGGACCAUUACAAAAACAACUAUGUAGUUCGGACAAUGAAUGUCCGAAUACUUUAUCCUGCAUAAAUCACACUUGCAUAUCACCUUGUGCUACACUUUCUUGUGGCUCCAACGCUUUUUGUGAAGUCGAUAAUCAUGCUGCAUGGUGCCGUUGCAACCCAGGAUACACCAAACCUGAGGGAGGGAAAUGUAUAUCAGGAUGCGAUAAAUACUCCUGUGGAAAUGGUGCACAGUGUAUCAUAUCAAAAACAGGCCCAACAUGUAUUUGCCCAGAAGGAAUGGUAGGAAAUCCAUUCCCAGGAGGGUCCUGUAGAACUGACCUUUGUGGCUCAGGGAAGCCUUGUGAGAAGCCAUUGACAUGUAUAGCCGGUCGUUGCCGGCAACGAUGUGAAGGUGUUGUUUGUGGUGUCGGCGCAUCUUGUGAGGAAGAAAGUGGGAAAUGCAUCUGCAACGCAUUCUUCAUUGGAAAUCCCGAAUUAUUGUGUAUGCCACCUGUGGCUCCUCCAUCUUGUAACCCAGACUGCGGUGAAAAUGCACACUGUGUUUACGGGCAAACGAAUGCUUGUAAAUGUAACAAAGGAUUUACGGGCAAUCCUUAUUUGAAAUGUUUGCCUCGAAGACAAAUUACUUGCGCUAAAACGACUUGCGGAUUGAAUGCUGUUUGUCAACAAACUCGAUCGCAUGUGGAAUGUUUAUGCCCUCCAGGUUAUGUCGGAAAUCCCAACAUUCAGUGUAUUGAUAUUGACGAAUGUUCUUCAAAGCCUUGUGCUGAAAAUGCCAUAUGUAUAAACACUCCUGGUAGUUUUAGUUGCAUUUGCAAAAGUCGUUAUGUAGGGAAUCCUUACGAAUUGUGUUCACAAGUAUCAAUUUCGAAAUGCGUUGAAGGCAGCAUAUGCACAUGCUCGCAUAAUGCAACAUGUCCGGAUGGCUAUAUUUGCGAAAAAUCUAAAUGCGUUGAUAUUUGCCGCGCUGUAAUGUGUGGGCCUAAAUCAUUAUGCGAAGAAGGUAUUUGCCGAUGUCUCCCUGAUCACUCUGGAAAUCCUAAUGAUCUUCAGCUUGGUUGCAUUCCUGAUAAUAAGUGUACAAUAGACAGUGAUUGUAAAGAUUCUGAGAUAUGUUUUCAAGUUUCUAAGGGCACUCGAAAGUGCGUAGAUUCAUGUAGUAAAUUACAAUGUGGACCGAAUUCUUUGUGUAUUGGAGCUUAUCAUCAAGCACAUUGUGUAUGUGCGGAAGGCUACGUAGGAAAACCAGCUGAUAUCAAAACAGGAUGUCAUUUAAAACAAAGAGAACCCAAUGAUUAUGAAUGCAUCGAAAAUAGUGACUGUUCAGAACCACAAUUAUGCAUACAAGUUGAAGGAUCGAUUUACAGAUGUUUGGAUUUAUGCUCGACAAUUGCUUGCAGUGCCAAUGAAGUCUGUCGCGUGAAAGAAAAAAGUCCAAGAUGUGAAUGUAAAGAUGGUUUCUUAUGGAAUCCUGUAAGUUCUACAUGUGAACAGCCAUCGACCCCAACUUGUAAAAUUGAUAGCGAUUGUGAUGAUACUAAAUCAUGUCAAAAAGAUGUACUAGGUGUUAAUAAAUGUGAAGAUAACUGUUUGAUAUUUACGUGUCCUCAAAAUUCGAAGUGUGUUUCGAGGAACCACAAGAGCCAAUGUGAAUGCUUAGCAGGUUUUGUUGGGAAUCCAAAUGACCGUGAUGGUUGUAUGCCUAUUAAUAAAAACCAAUGUACUGGUGAUGCACAAUGUAGAGAAAAUGAAAUUUGUAAAUCAGUUGGCAAUGUCAAUAAAUGCCUAUCAGCAUGCCAACAAUUAGUAUGCGGUCCAAAUGCAAUAUGUGUAACAAAUAAUCAUGUGGCCAGAUGUGAGUGUCCAUCUGGACCUUUUACAGGAAAUCCAAAUGACCUAGAGAAAGGAUGUCAAUCCGUGCCGUGUAUUUACAAUUCAGAUUGUCUAUCACAUGAACUGUGUAAUCGAAUGACGCAUACAUGCAUAAACGCUUGUAAUGAAGAUUCUUGUGGUGAGAAUGCUGUUUGUAUAGCUGAAAAUCACAAAAUUAGUUGUCAGUGCCCUAGUGGAUAUAAGGCAGAUCCAUUGCCCGAAGUUAAUUGCCGAAAAAUUGAAGCAUGUAAUCCGAAUCCUUGUCAUAUUACAGCCAUAUGUGAACCACGACUCUCAUCUCAUAUUUGCAAAUGUCCUUCUGGUCUUAUAGGAGAUCCAAAUAAAGACGGUUGUCGGGCCCAAGGUGAAUGCCCCAAUGGUGAUCUGGAUUGCCCAAUUGAAGCGACUUGUGUUAAGGGUCGUUGUGUAAAUCCAUGUGAUGGAGCGUGUGGGUUGAAUUCAUUGUGCAAAAUUGUUGACAGGAAACCUAUUUGUUUAUGCCCGGAUGGUUAUGAAGACACACAUGGAGGAAUAGCUUGUAAGAAAAGGAUUUUAGAAUGUGCAAAUGAAUUUGAUUGCGAAGGCGACGUUUGUUCCAAUGGCCAAUGUUUUACGGCAUGCAAAAAUACUAGCCAAUGUGAUACUGGUGAAGUAUGCACAAAAAAUCUCUGUAUCACACAAUGUAGUAAACAUUCUCAAUGUGGAGUUGGGCAAGCAUGUGUAGGAAAUCAAUGUUUGAUCGGGUGUAGAAGUAAUGAAGACUGUCCUAGCGACGAGUCAUGUAUUAAUAAUAAAUGCGUAAAUCCCUGCCUUGCAACGAGAGUCUGCGGUCCUAAUGCUAUUUGUUCCAGAGUCAAUCAUAAUACACAAUGUGUGUGUCCCGAAGGUUUUGAUGGCACACCUACACCUCAACAAGGAUGCAUCAGAAAGCCUAAUUCUUGUAGAAGAUCAUCAGACUGUCCACCAGACCACAUGUGUAUCGGUCUAUUGUGUCAAGUACCAUGUCGAGAUAACUCAGGAUGUGCCAUCGGUGAAAAAUGUAGUGAUAAUAAAUGUCACAAAAUUUGUCAUUCAAGCAGUAAUUGUUUACAUGGAGAACAUUGCAGUUUAGGGAUAUGUAUACCUGGAUGCAAGGCAGAUUCAGAUUGUUUAAAUAAUCAAAUUUGCAAGGGAACAGAGUGUCAAUGCAUGCCCGGAUAUAAAAUGAUCAACGAUGACUGCAUAAACGUUAAUGAAUGCGCAUAUAAUCCCUGCCAUCCUACAGCUCAGUGUUUAGAUACUCCAGGCUCUUUUCAAUGUGUUUGUCCAGGUGGAGCUAUUGGUGAUCCUUAUGUAACAGGUUGUUUGUUAUCUAACCAGUGCCGUCGUGAUAGCCAAUGCGAAAGUUCAUUUGCAUGUAUAAAUGGAAAGUGUGCAAAUCCAUGUCAAAAUAAAGCAUGUGGGUUGAAUGCAGUAUGUUCAGUAGUAAACCACCGAGUGACAUGCGCUUGUGAAAAAGGAUAUCUAGGGAAUCCAUUUGACUCAAAAAUAGGCUGUUUCAAAGUAGAAUGUGUGGAAGAUUCUGACUGUUCCAGUGACAAAUAUUGUUUUUCAAAAUCUAACAAAUGUUCUGAUAAAUGCGAAGAAUUUGCAUGUCAAGGUGGAACUUGCAGAAUAGAAAAUCAUAAGGAGCUAUGUUUAUGUCCAAGCGGUUUUGAUUUAUUAAAUAAUAAAUGUGAAGACUUGAAUGAGUGCCUUGACAACCCUUGCCCAUUAAAUUCUAAAUGCGUUAACACGCCUGGUUCAUAUACCUGUUCUUGUGUUAACGGAACAAUAUUAGAUACACUCAGUGGAAAUUGCAGAUUACCCGGAGAUUGCCUUACAGAUGAGGAUUGCUCAGACAAAACAAAAUGUGUUAAUAAACAAUGCAUUGACCCUUGUAAUAAAAUAUCAGCUUGUGUCAAAAGCGCUGUUUGCACUGUAGUUAAACAUAAUCCAGUAUGUGAAUGCCCGCCUGGUAGCCACGGUGAUCCUUUAAAUAAAUGUACCAAAUUCGAAUGUACUAAAGAUUCCGAAUGCCUAUCUCAAGAAGCGUGUGUAAAUUACAAAUGCAAAGAUUCAUGCAGUAUACCCCGUGCGUGUGGAAGGAAUGCUGGAUGCUUCUCAAAAAAUCAUAUAGGACACUGUUCCUGUUUACCUGGUUAUACUGGAGAUGCAGUCUUAGGGUGUGUUCCAAUACAAGAUUGUACAGAUGAUAGGAAAUGUCCUUCAGGAACAAGAUGUGUAGACAAUUUAUGCGUUGGAUUAUGUAAAAAUACAAGGGAUUGUUUAAAUGAUCAAGUUUGUAUUCAAGACACUUGUAGGCUUACUUGCGACUCUAAUAGUACAUGUCCAGAUUUUCAAUUGUGCUCGAAUAGAAUUUGCGUUAAAGAAAUUCAAUGUAUGUCCAAUGAGGACUGUAAUGAUGGAGAGCAAUGUACUAAAGGAAGGAACGGAGUUCCACAAUGUAUUGAUGUAUGUGAUAAGCAGCCAUGUGGAAGACAAUCAGUUUGUAUUGGAAAAGCUCAUCGUCCUAUAUGCUCUUGUAAAGAAGGUUUUUUCGGGGACCCUUUACAAGGAUGUAAAAGAAAACAAUGCGAGAUCGAUGCUGAUUGCUCAGACGAUAAAGUUUGUGAUAAAUAUAUGUGUAAAAUUGCUUGUUUAAUGGGAAAUAACUGUGGAGAAAAUUCCGUAUGUUCAUCAGAAAAACAUAAACAAGUAUGUUAUUGUCAGCCUGGAUAUACAGGUGAUCCCGUAAAAGGAUGUGUAAAAAUAAAUUGGUGUGAAACGAAUCCUUGUGGCAAUGCUGCAGAAUGUAAAAACACAAGAAAUCGUGCUGAAUGUAUAUGUCCACCGGGUGCUGUUGGAGAUCCAUACGGUGAAGGAUGUCGUAAAUCCCAAGAAUGUAGGUUUAACCGCGAUUGCCCCUCUGUGGCUCGAUGUACUUUUGCAGAUGGAGUUAGAAAGUGUACUGAUGCAUGUGAAAAUAUUAAAUGUGGACAAAAUGCAGUUUGCACUGCUUUGAGACACACUGGACAGUGUAAAUGUAAACCAGGUUACAUUGGGAAUCCUGAGUUGGAAAAAGGAUGCAGACUGCAAGAAAUGUCAUGUUCAUAUAAAGCUGACUGCCCAAAUGAUUACUAUUGUCAUAAAGGCAUUUGCAAAGGUUUAUGCUUAAUUGAUGAAGAAUGCGAGCCAUCAGAGAAAUGUUUUAACGGUCAAUGCGUAGAUCCAUGUCAAGUAGAAAAAGCUUGUGGAUUAAAUGCUUUAUGCCAAUCUGAAAAUCAUGUGUUACAAUGUAGCUGUCCAUUUGGUUUUACUGGAAAUCAAGAUGUGGAAUGCGUACGAAUGCCACGGCUUUGCGGAUCGGCUGGAGAAUGUGAGGAAGGUCAUAUGUGUCAAGAUUCAAUGUGUUUACCUCGGUGUAAAGGUGACGAAGAAUGUGCAUUAAAUGAAAAGUGUUCUAAGGGAGUUUGUUUGCUGACUUGUAGAGUAGAUAAUGACUGCUUCCUUGGCCACAUAUGUUUGGAAAAUAGUUGCCAAUAUGGAUGUCGUCAUGAUGAAGAUUGUGGCCCUGAUGAAUUUUGUAAAAACAAUUUUUGUCGAAAUCCAUGCGCCCGUGAAAUCAAUCCAUGUGGACCUAAUGCGGCGUGUUCUGUAGUAGAAAGAAAGGCUGCUUGUUCUUGCCUAGAGAAUUUGGUACCAAACCCAACUCCUAAUAUUGGGUGUGUAAGAGCACCAUCGUCACCUUGUCGUAAACAUACUGACUGUGUUCAUGGGUGGAGAUGUGAAGAUGAUCGAUGCCGCCCUGCGUGCACAUUAGAUGGCUCCCAAUGCUUACAAGGCGAAAGAUGCUUAUCAGGUGUUUGUAGGUAUGCUUGUACCACAGAUGAACAUUGUUCAGAUGACGAAAUUUGUGAUGGUAGAAUUUGUAUGACUGGAUGUAGAUCCAACUCACACUGUGCGAAUAAUUUAGCAUGCAUAUCAGGGCAGUGUAUCGAUCCAUGUACAGAGCCAGCUACAUGUGGUGCUAAUGCAUUAUGUAGCACUAAAGAUCACAAACCCGUAUGUCUAUGUCCACCUGCACUCAAUGGAGAUCCAAAAGAAGUAUGUAGAAGAACGACAACACCGUGUGAUGUAAACAAAAACUGUCAAGAGGGACUUAUAUGUUAUGGAGAUACAUGUCAUCCAUCUUGUAGAAGCGAUAGUGUAUGUUUGUCCAACGAAAAAUGUAUUCGAGGCAUUUGUAGAGUUGUAUGUAAUAGCGAUGAUGCUUGUAGUGAAGGUCACAUUUGUGAGAAUAGAAUAUGUAAACAAGGUUGUCGGGACGAUAAUGCCUGUGACGUUAAUCAGGCUUGUCUAAAUGGCCAAUGCAGAGAUCCUUGUAAAGAUAGUAAAACAUGCGGUAUCUGUUCAGAUUGCAAAGUACUUAACCAUAGAGCCCAGUGCAGCUGUCCCAGUAAUUAUACAGGAAAUCCUCUUGUCGAAUGCAAAAAGAAACGACUAGCAUGUGAUGGUUAUUGUUCUUGUGAUGAAAGUGGUUACUGUAUUACACUUUGCGAAGAAAAUUCCGAUUGUACCUGUGGAGAGAAAUGUUUUAAUGGAGGAUGCAGGGCGCUAUGCUCUCAAAGAAAUAAAUGUCCUGAAAGACAACUUUGCGUCAGAGGUGCUUGCGUUCCUGGCUGUAAUACCGAUCGAGAUUGUGGAGAAGAUAUGUUGUGUUUAUCGAAACUUUGUGUGCCAGCAUGUAGUGAUAAAUCUUGCGGUAAAAAUGCGUUAUGUUUAGCAACACGUCAUCGUGCUGUAUGUAGUUGUCCUAGUGGAUUUUCAGGAGAUCCUAUGAAAGAAUGUAAAUCUUACGAGUGCUUGCAAAAUGAAGAUUGCGCCACUGAUGAGGAAUGCCAAGCUGAAGGCAAAUGCAAAAAUGUGUGCACAGCCGCAUGUGGAAUUAAUGCUAUUUGCAGAGUGGUAAAUAGAUCGCCACAGUGUUCUUGUCCACCAAAUUAUAUAGGAAAUCCAAAAAUCGAGUGUUCAAAGCCUCCUGUUGGAAGUUGCUUGCGAAAUCCCUGUGGAAUAAAUGCUCGCUGUCGAGAUCUAGAUGAUGGUAGCUACGAAUGUACAUGCCCUCCUAGUUGUGCUGGUAAUCCACAAAGGCAAUGUUUUUGUGGUACUAUGGAGCCUUGUGCGUAUAAAACAUGUGGAACAAAUGCCCAAUGUCGAAUCAGCCACACUGGGGAGCCUCAGUGUUAUUGUCCACGACAUCACCCUAAUGGAGAUCCUAAUAUAGAAUGUUCUCAGGAACGUAGUGUAGUCGAUUGUCGUACAACCGGAUGUGGAAUCAACGGGGAGUGUUUACGUGAAGGCGCUGAGUUCGUUUGUCGUUGUAUACCAGGUACUGAAGGUCAAGCCGACAUCGAGUGUCAUACUAGUAUUGAAUGUACGAGCGACAAGGACUGCCCGGUAGACAAAGCGUGUUUGAGUUUACACUGCGUGGACCCCUGCACGGUGCGCGGCGUUUGUGGAGAGGAUGCACUCUGCGUGCCUCUAAUGCAUCGAGCCCAAUGUUCAUGUCCGCAAUGUUAUGUGGGCAAUCCAAGAGUAAUUUGUCAAUUAGAUUCAACAUGCAAAUCGACCUCUGAUCACAACGUCACUUUUACAUGCUCUGAUAUAAAGCCAUGCCCAUCUAAAUUAGCGUGUGACCUAAACACUAAUCAAUGCCGUAAUCCAUGUCUUGGAUUCCAAAAUUGUCGAAGGAACCAAAGAUGUGAAGUACGUAAUCAUACACCUGUAUGUGUUUGCCGUAAUGGUUUUGCACUUAAUGAGAAAGGAGAACUAACUUGUGCACCAGAACAUGCGGAAUGUUCAAGGGAUGAACAAUGCCCAUCUAAUGCAGUCUGCCGUAAUUCAAAAUGUGUUAAUCCGUGUUUGGCAUCAAGAGAACCUAUGUGUCCUAAAGGAAAGCAAUGCGAAGUACUAGAACAUCGAGUCAUGUGCGUGUGUGUUGAAGAUUGUCAUCCAACUAUAUCAAUAUGUUUAACGGACAACGGCUGUCCACAUAACUUAGCAUGCAAAGAUUAUCAAUGUAAAGAUCCUUGUAAAGACGCUUGUGGUGGUGCCCCUUGUUCAGUAGAAGAUCAUCAUCCUGUUUGCAAGUUCUGUCCUAAUGGAUUCACGCACGAUGACAAACAUGGCUGUAUCAAAGCUUUGCAAUGCGGGGCUCAUGAGCACUGUGCCCCGGGCUUGGCGUGCAUGAAUGGCGGCUGCGCGGACCCGUGCGCCGACGGCGGGCCCUGUACCCCUGGACAGCACUGUGCGGUUGUCGACCACCAGCCUGUUUGCUCCAAAGUGUGUCAAUGUCAAAGUUCAUCAGACUGUGCCCGAUAUCCAAAUACUUAUUGCGACGGCUGCGCGUGUAUACAAGGAAAACAACCGACUACAAAUUGUGGACAUUGCCGACCUGGAGUACCAUGUGAUCCAUUUUCUGGUGCCUGCAUGGAACAUGAGGGAUCUAAAAAUAUCCCAUUAACCGAAACAUACUCCGAAACUUCUCAGACAACGUUGGGAACAAGCACAGACUUUUCUCUGACAAACGACGGAAUAUUAUAUACAACUAAUAGCAAUACAAAUAGUUAUUUUGACCUUCAUUUUGUGACUGCCCAAGAUACAACUACCAUAUCAACAUUUUCAGACAUACAAUCUACUGACAUAAGUACAAACACGAAUAUAGAUAGAAGUACAAAACAAGCGACCUCCCCUAGUGACAUCAAUGAAAAGAAUAUAAAAUUUACAAGUGAUUCCUCGGAGACAACUAAAGCAUAUGAGAAUCAAAACAAAAAAUCUACCGUACAAGAAAAUAUUGAAAUUUCUACUCAUAGCAGUUCAAUAAAUGAUAAUUUUGGAUCUGAAAUAACUUCAGAGAGCCAAGAUAUAGCUUCAACUACCAUGAUAGAAGUUAAAGGUGAUAUAUUUACAACAGUAGGAGUAUACUUAUCUGAUUCACUCAUGAAUAAGAAGCUGACAACUAUAACAAAACUAGAUAAACAUAUGACAAACAAGCCACUCAUAAAUACCCAACAAACCAGUUUUGCUAUCACAUUGACAGAUUCUGAUGAACUUGCGAAAAGUAGCAGUUUUCAUGUUGAAAGUACUGUCCAACCAACAAUAACUAAACCGCCAACAAUGUUUGAAUCAUCGACUCAUUUAAUUGAAAACAAAAACACGAAAACCCCCGAAAAUCAGAGACAAUUAAAUAGAAAUUUUACUGAUAUUCCUGUACUUACAUCAACGCGUGGCAAACAAAGUAUUUCGUCAGAUACCACGAAAUUUAUAAAAGAGGAUUCCACACAGCGUACAACUAUGACUGUGAUACAAAGCGAUAAUAGUAUUUUUACUACAGAAGGAAAAAAAAUAGAGGCGAGGCCGACAAUGACCUCACAAGAUGGAAUAGAAUUAUCAACCAGUCCUAGUAAUGAAGUAUUAAAAUCAACUGCGUUGGAUGAGUUGGAAGACGAGUCAACAAUCAGUUAUUUUGAAAGUCAAAUGACUUUUACAGAUAACAAAUUUCAAAAUUUAGCUACAGACAACUCGAAAACAAUUAAAAUUACACAUAGUACACCAAAAACCGUAAAUAAGAAACCAGCUAGAGAUGACCUAUUUGAUACUACAACAGAGCCAAUCACUUCCCUUUAUACACUAUCCACUCAGCUUGUUGAUCAAACUGAUGAUUUUUCGAAAGUUCAUUAUACAGACUCGAAUUUAGAUUUUUACGAAACUAAGAUUCAAACUGCUAUGACGGAAGAUAAGAAAUAUACCAUGUCUGAUAGCGCAGAACAUAGUGAUCUACAUCAAGACUCGCAGGCAAGUUCAACAACCAUAAAAAUGGUUCCUCUAAACGACAAUAUUAGCGAUACACAAGAAUUAUAUACAACGACAGAAGUAUUUACUUAUAAUAUGAAAACUACAACUGACACACCCGCUCAAAUAUUGUCUACUAAAAAUUCAGACAUUUCAAAUAAACUAACUAAUGAAGCGACAACUGAAUUAACAAAUUUCAAUGAUAUAAAAGAAACAAAUAAUUUGAAGUUUGAUAAAGCUUUUACGGAACCCUCCUUAGUGACAGAUAAUCUAAAUAAAAUCUAUGCUGAGAAACAAACCAAUAGACAAUAUUUGACUACUAGUGAAACAUCGAGCGAGAAAAAUAUUUAUGAAAAUUUUAAUUCUUCCAUUAUUUAUAUGGAUAACAAUGAUUCCAGUUAUACAAGUAAAGCAUCUACGACUCCAAUGCUUAAAACAGAAAUGACAACAAAAUCUACACAGAAUCUAGAUACAGUUGAAACAUCAGCAUACUCAAACGUUGAUAUAGAAAAUAAACAUAACGAAAUUAAUACUGUGGUACCAGAUUCGAUAAAAGUAACAGAAUAUAUCUCAACAGAAAAUACAAACAUUGAAUCGCAUUUUGAAUCGGGAGGUAGUUUACAUAGAUUUAAAACAGUCACUUCUUCGACGGCAAAUGAACCUUCAGAUAUAACAAAAAAAGAAGAAAGUACAUUGAUGUCAACUGCACAUAAUCUUGAUAUAACAUUAUCCACUGAAAUAUUAGAAAAUAAUUUACAAGCGACAAAAUCAGUAAAUGUUAAAGAGUUCGAUGAAUCGUUCUCAACGGUUUCACCAAAUAUUUAUAUAGCGAAUUACGAAACAACUACGAACAGAAAAAAUUAUGACGUUAGUGAUUUUAUUUAUUAUGACUUGAAUACCAAUACUGCACCCUCAGAAGAUACUAAUUCACUUAAAACAGAAAUAUUUCACGAUUUAGUUACAUCUACGAGCACUAAAGGUGAAGAAACCACUAACGAGAGCGUUGUAUCGAAUAGAAAUCCUACUUUAACUUCUAAAUUUCAUUAUGAAGACAUCCCUAAUAUAUCUUCCUUAACAACUUCUGAAGUAGAUGAUUCAACUACCGUGAAUGGUAUUACUUCUGAUAUAAAGAAAACGACCACAUACAAUACUUUUUCCACUUAUCCACAAACAGAUCAUAGAAAUAGGCCUCCUUUAGAUUUCAGUACAACGCUUACAACAACAAAUGAUAUUACAGUAAAUAAAAACAAAAUAAUUAUAAAAGAGCUACAUGAUUCUAAGACAAUAGCCAGUGUUGAUGGUGUCAAUACAGUAACGAUGAGAUCAUCUUCUCCAUUUCACAAUAAAUCAAUGGAACAAGACAUAUUCAAAGAAUUUAAAACUACAUCUGUAGAUUUCAACUAUUAUGAAAAUAGUGAAAAUACCACAACUAUUUAUGAAGAGGAUUUAAUGACAACAAAUACCAUGAAUUUAAAAAAUAUUGUUUAUUUAAAUUCAACCAGUACCAUCGCGUAUAAUAAAACAGACAUUCAUAAAAUUGGAAAUAAAACUGAUAAUUCCACAGAUAUAAAUGUAGAAGGUACUACUACUGUAACAAUAGUUGACUCAAGUACAGAAAUUACAGAAUCAAAUGAUAUCACAUCAACCCUGGAUUCAAAAUCUACUAAUGCUGACAUGAAACCUUAUAUAUAUGAUGAUAAUGAAAAUUUAAGUCAACAUAGCACACAAUUCUUUGGAGAUGAUUUAUUGGAAACAAAAUCAAUAAACGAUAAUUCUUAUUUAAACUCCGAUACAAUAACUACCGAUUAUUCAAAAUCUACAACGAGUUUUUCGCCAACGGAUAGUCAAGAAUCUGUUAGUAAAACAAAGGAUUACACGGCCACAAAUGUAGAACAAUAUACAAGUACCGCAACAACAAAAAUAAUUGAAUUAAGUGAUGAGGUGACAGAAUUUAAAGCUACUAUACCGAUUAAUACAAAGUUUACUCAUGCAGAUUUUCCUUCUAACAUGGAUGAAUUCGAUCAAUCAGUAAUACCUCCUUUUGAUUAUAAAUCAAGUACCGUUUCAAAAUCAUACUACGACAAUCACAAUUCAGAAUCUACUGAAAGUGUAUUAACAAAAUAUGAAGACACAGAUUAUAUCAGUAUAAAUUUUGAAUCUACGGUAGAUAAUAUUGUUACUAUUUCGCCAGAUAGUACAAUAUCCCCAAUUACAAAUGAGUUUAGGCGACCAGUGAUGGUGAAUCUUUCAGUCACUGAUAAGGAUUCUUCGUUAUAUUCGUCUACUCAAAAAGUGACAGAUACUUCAAAAGAAUUAUCCGAAUCCACGAAACAAUCCUUUAUACAGAAUACGCCAACAUCACCCUUCCCGACGACAACAUAUGUUGCUAAUAAUAGGUCCGAUAUUGGUAAUACACAGUAUUUCAACGACACGUUAAGUUUUACUACACCUACAAACAUAGAUAGUAUUUAUAAAAAUAACAAUAUAUCAACUCAACCCAGUAUUAGCACUUCUACAGACAACUCAUCUUCUCGUAGUAAAGAUGUAGAUAUAUCUGCUUGGGAUGACUCAACGACUAUCACUGAAAUUCCAACAACAGAGACUUAUAACAUUGUUACAAACAACCUUAUCUUGCACCCUUGUAAAACGAAUUUACAUUGUCCGACGGACAAAGCUUGUAUAUAUGGAGUAUGCCAGAACCCUUGCGAAGUGGCCCAGAGUCCUUGUACACGGGAUAAGUCCUGUAAAGUUGUCGACCACAUCACCGAGUGUGUUUGCAAUGAUGCUGAUGGAAACAACUGCUUAAGAGAAUCGCCUGGAACACCCAAGAAACCGGAACCCUGUCAUUCUGAUCGGGACUGUAUAGAAACGGAAGCUUGUUUCAUGGGACUUUGUCAUAAUCCUUGUGAGUUUGACAAUGUUUGUGGUAUUGGAGCCAAUUGUCAGCCAGUUAAACAAAGACCAAUGUGCUCGUGUCCGGCAGAACACGACGGAAACCCUGCUAUUAAAUGUUCACCUAAAAUAAUUGGUUGCACACGGAACGAAGAUUGUUCUAUCACUGAGGCUUGUAUAAAUAAUGCAUGCCAGCACCCUUGUGCCAUACACAACCCAUGUGCACUAAACGCUGUCUGUAUAAAUACAAACCAUGGUUCAGACUGCAGCUGUGCCGAAGGUUUUCAAGGAAACGGUUAUGUUGGAUGUGUACCAGUCGUUAAUUCUGGAUCUGUAUGUCAAUAUAACGAAGAUUGCCCCCCAGAGCUGUUAUGUGAUCGAUUGAACAGAGUGUGCAUAAGCCCAUGUGCAGUUAACACGUGUGGAGAUAACGCUGAGUGUAUACCCUCAAAUCACGGAAUCCAAUGUAAAUGUUACGCUGGUUAUACGGGAAAUGCUUAUCUGGAAUGUUUUCAAGUUACAGGAUGUCGUUCUGACAACGAAUGUGGAAAUUCAGAAGCAUGUAUAAACGGCAAAUGUAGUUCUCCAUGUCGAUGUGGCACUAAUGCUGUAUGUGAUGUUCUUAACCAUCGCGCUUCAUGUAAAUGUCUCCCUGGAUAUUCCGGCAAUCCCUCAAUAGGUUGCGAGCCCCCUGCCAACCCAUGUAUUCCUAAUCCUUGCGGAACCAAUGCACUGUGCGAAAAUGAUAACGGACGCCCGAUUUGCCACUGUCCAAAAGGUUUAACUGGAAAUCCAUUCCAAAGUUGCAUACCUGAAGGUAAUGAAUGUGAGCCCAAUCCAUGUGGUCCUUAUUCAGGAUGUAGAUUAAUUGAAAAUAAACCAGCAUGCUUCUGUUUACCAAAUUAUGAGGGAAAUCCACCAAGACAGGCUUGUAAAAUGCCUAACAAUCCAUGUAAUCCCUACCCAUGUGGACCUAAUACUCAAUGUACAGUAUUACCCAACGGUUUUGCAAAAUGCACGUGCUUACAAGGUUACGUAGAGAGUCCCAAUACAGUUCGAGGUUGUAUAGAAACAAGAAAUCCAUGUAAUCCGAAUACGUGCGGAAAUGGAGCACGAUGUGAUCCAAACAGAAAUCCAGCUUGCUAUUGUCCUGACAACACAAUUGGAAAUCCAUACAAGUCAUGCAUACAUCGACCGUACCUACCUCCUAAUGGACUUUGCCAACCAGGUCCCUGUGGAGAAAACGCAGAUUGUUAUGUGAGCAGUAACACGGAAAUGUGUUUCUGUAAAACUGGUUUCAUUGGAGACCCUUAUACUGGAUGCCAACCAAGAAAGAGUCCCUGUUUACCUAACCCUUGUGGCCCACAAGCUGUUUGUAACGUUAAUUAUGAGGGCGAAGCAUUAUGUUCUUGUCCCUCGGGAAGUUCUGGUAACCCAUAUGGACUUGAAGGAUGUCAUUCACAUGAAUGUGAAGUAGAUGAUGAAUGUCCACAUGAUAAAGCCUGUAUUGGUUAUGCUUGUAGUGAUCCUUGUCCAGGUGUAUGUGGCUUAAAUGCUAAGUGUCAAGUAGAAUCUCACCGACCUUUGUGUUCUUGUGAAGAGGGUCUUAUUGGUAAUCCAUUGAUCUGUUGCUUACCCCCAGAAGAUCAAAAAUCUAUGAGACCUUGUAAUAGAAAACGAUGCGGUAUAAAUGCCAUAUGUCAAGAUGUCGGUGACAAUGCAUUAUGUUCCUGCCCACCAGAUUUCUUUGGUGAUCCAACAGUUGAAUGCAAACCAGAAUGUGUCAUGAAUUCAGAUUGUCCAUCUAAUGAAGCCUGUGUUAAUAAGAAAUGUGCAGAUCCAUGUACUUUCGAUAAUGUUUGUGGUAUAAAUGCUGUUUGCUUAUGUUCGGACCACACUGUCUCAUGCCUUUGUAAGGACGGUUACAUAGGUGAUCCACUGACACAGUGCAUAUAUCGACCCAUUAUCAUCACACCUGACAACACCACUGUUCAACCCUGUUCACCAAACCCUUGCGAUCCUAAUUCUCUAUGUGACACAUACGGAGAUCAGUUUGCCAUUUGUAAUAGUUGCACUGGACCAAAUGCACCGAAUAAUCCAAUCUGCAGACCAGAAUGUGUGCUAAGCUCUGACUGUCCAUUUAAUAAGGCUUGUUUAGGAAAUAAAUGUGUCAAUCCAUGCCCUGGCUCUUGUGGUGCAAACGCUGAGUGUACAGUGUAUCAUCAUGAUCCAAUCUGUAGGUGUAUUAAUAAUUUUGAAGGAAAUCCAUAUGAAAAUUGCAAGCCCCAAACUCAUCCUAUUUUGGAAGAACAUAGUUGUGAUAAUAUGCAAUGUGGACCGAAUGCACUAUGUGCAAACUUAAAUGGAGCUCUAACUUGCCAAUGUUUACCAAACUUCUAUGGAAAUCCCUAUAUAUCAUGUCGGCCUGAGUGUGUUGUUAAUAGCGAUUGUUCUCCAGAUUUAGCAUGUCUCAAUAAUAAAUGUGAAAAUCCAUGUUUGAAUGUUUGUGGUAUUGGAGCACUAUGUGAAACAGUUAAUCAUCACGCUGUUUGUUACUGUGAACCAAGUUAUACAGGAGAUCCAUAUGUUAGAUGCCAGCCAACACCUAAGUUACCACCAACUGUGACAACAUGUGACCCGUCACCUUGUGGACCAUAUAGUAGAUGUUUAGUAUCACCGACAGGUUUUGCAGUAUGCUCUUGUUUACCUGGGCAUAAAGGCGUAGCUCCCAUGUGCCAACCUGAAUGUGUUAGCAAUUCAGACUGUCAACAAACAGAGACAUGUGUCAACCAGAGAUGCUCAAAUCCUUGUCAAGGAAGUUGUGGCAUCAAUGCAGAAUGUAUCAUGGUAAAUCACAAUCCAAUAUGUAGCUGCCAGCCUGGCAGAACUGGAGAUCCAUUUGUAGCAUGUUAUGAAAAUGUGGAACCUCCACCCGAUUUGGAAAAUCCUUGCAUACCUUCACCGUGCGGCCCGAAUUCUCUAUGUGAAAUAAGAUCAAAUCAUCCAGUAUGUUCUUGUAGACUCAGUUACUCAGGUACACCUCCUUACUGUAGACCAGAAUGUGUUAUAAGUCAAGAAUGUCCUUCGAAUAGAGCUUGUAUAAAUGAAAAAUGUGUAGAUCCAUGCAUAGGAGCAUGUGGAAACAAUGCACAGUGUAAUGUUGUGAAUCAUACCCCAUUAUGUAGUUGUUUAAAUGGGUACAGGGGAGACGCUUUCAUUGGAUGUGUUAUAAUAUCAAGGAAUGAGACUACAACGCCUUGUCAUCCUUCGCCAUGUGGUGAAAAUACGAUAUGCACUGUGGUGAACGAAGCAGCACGCUGUUCUUGUAUACCUCCUAAUAUUGGUAAUCCAUACGCAGGUGGAUGUCGACCUGAGUGUACAAUUAAUUCAGAUUGUCCCAACCAUCUCGCUUGUUUGUCCAACUACUGCCGUGAUCCAUGUAAGGAUCUAUGUGGAGUAAAUGCAGAGUGUAGUGUUACGAACCAUAUUCCAGUAUGUUCUUGCUUCAGAGAAUAUGAAGGUGACCCAUAUUCAUCAUGCCGUCCAACACUACAAACACCCGUAUACCAAAAUCCUUGUGAGCCAUCGCCCUGUGGACCGUAUAGUGAUUGCCAGGUGGUGAGCGAUAGAGCUGCCUGUUCGUGUCGAUCUGGAUACCUUGGUGCACCACCCGCUUGCCGACCAGAGUGUGCUGUUAAUUCAGACUGUCCAUCAAACAAAGCAUGCAUAAAUCUGAAAUGUAAAGAUCCGUGCAUUCACAGCUGUGGAUUAGAUGCCAGGUGUCAUGUUGUUGGCCAUAAUCCUAUUUGUACUUGUCCUGAAAACUUACCAGAAGGAGACCCGUUCAUAAGGUGCUAUAGAAAAUCUUUACCACCUGCAACUACAAACCCCUGCAUACCUUCACCGUGUGGUCCUCAUUCAACAUGUCGCAAUGAAGGCAAUCGCGCAAUUUGUGCUUGUGAGCCUGGUACGCUUGGCGCACCUCCAGGUUGCCGGCCACAGUGCAUCAUCAACCAAGACUGUCCACUGGCGCUUGCAUGUCUCGCUGGUACCUGCGUCAACCCAUGUGUUGGCUCCUGUGGGUUCAAUGCGAGAUGUAUUGUACAAAAUCAUCAACCGAUAUGUUCCUGCGACGACGGCUUCUCUGGUGAUCCAUUCGCAGGUUGCAGUCCUAUAGAAACCCAAAAAGAUGUUCCACCUCAACCAUGCAACCCAUCACCUUGUGGAUCUAAUGCAAUUUGUCGAGAAAGAAAUGGUGCUGGGGCAUGCACAUGCAUAGAUAAUUUUUACGGGGACCCUUAUUUGGGCUGUCGUCCAGAAUGCGUUAUGAAUUCUGACUGUGCCACAGACAAAUCGUGUUUCAAUAACAAAUGCGUGGACCCAUGUUCUGGCACCUGUGGACAAAAUGCUGAUUGUAGAGUUUCAAAUCAUGCACCUUCUUGUUAUUGCUUGCCUGGAUAUACUGGAAACCCUCUUCAUGCAUGUGUUCCUGUUAAAACUCCACUGGAACCUGUAGAUCCAUGUCAUCCUUCGCCUUGUGGACCUUAUAGCAAAUGUCGUACAUUUAACGGCCACGCUGUUUGUACCUGUCUUGAAUUAUGUAUCGGUUCUCCGCCAAACUGUCGACCUGAGUGUAUUGUUAGUUCCGAUUGUCGACCUGAUAAAGCAUGUAUCAAUCAAAAAUGUCAGGAUCCAUGUCCUGAUAUGUGUGGUUUGAAUGCUCAAUGUCAGGUAGUUAAUCAUAAUCCAAUUUGUAGUUGUUUAUCGGGAUACACUGGAGAUCCGUUUGACAGAUGUUUCGUUGAUGACAGACCGAUGACACCUAUUAAUUUGUGUCUUCCGAAUCCGUGUGGACCAAAUUCACAGUGUAGGGACAUAAAUGGAGUACCAGUAUGCUCUUGUGCUAAUAAUUAUAUUGGACGUCCCCCUAAUUGUAGACCCGAAUGCGUAAUGGAUGUUGAAUGUCCAGGAAACUUAGCAUGCAUAUCAGAGAAAUGUAGAGACCCGUGCCCCGGAUCAUGUGGAUUCCAUGCCUCAUGUAUUGUAAUCAAACACGUACCGAUUUGUACUUGUGAGUCGGGAUACACAGGAGAUCCUUUCUCAGGUUGCUCGGUUAUAUCACAUCGAGAACCACAAGAUGCUAGUCCUUGUGUCCUUUCGCCUUGCGGUGCUAACGCAAUAUGUAAAGAGAGAAAUGGUAUUGGGUCAUGUUCGUGUUUACCAGAUUAUUACGGUGACCCUUACGUUGAAUGCAGACCAGAAUGUGUAUUAAAUUCAGAUUGUCCGAAGACCAGAGCUUGUAUCCAUAAUAAGUGUGCUGAUCCAUGCCCCGGAGUAUGUGGGAUGAACGCAGAAUGUAGAGUUAACAACCAUGCUCCUUCCUGCGCAUGUUUACCUGGUUAUGACGGAAAUCCAUUUACUUCAUGUUACAUAAGACACAUGGAACCAGUUGACCCUUGUUUACCGUCUCCUUGUGGAGCUUAUAGUAUAUGUCGUGUCAGUGACGGGCAUGCAAUUUGUUCAUGUCAGGAACAAUAUUUUGGAUCUCCACCUUUCUGUCGUCCUGAAUGUAUGGUCAGUAGUGACUGUAUGCCACACAUGGCAUGUCUAAACCAAAAGUGCGUUGAUCCUUGCAUUGGAGCAUGCGGAAAUAAUGCAAAAUGUACAGUUGUCAACCAUAAUGCACUUUGCAGCUGUCCGAUGAAUUAUGUAGGAGAUCCAUUUACAUAUUGUGCAUAUGAAGAAAGGCCAAAACAGAGACCAUCUGGAAACCCAUGCAUACCGUCACCUUGUGGUCCAAAUUCCCAGUGCAGAGUAAUAGGAGAGACACCUGCUUGUUCUUGCCAGCCAGGAUACAUCGGAAGGGCACCGAACUGUCGCCCUGAAUGUAUAUACGAUGAGGAAUGCCCUAGUAAUCUUGCAUGUGUCCGUGAAAGGUGCAAUAGUCCUUGUGAAGGUUCUUGUGGUACCAACGCUGAGUGCAUUGUUAUUAAUCACAAAGCAGUAUGUCAUUGCCGAGAAGGAUAUAAUGGGGAUCCAUUUAGUGGAUGUCAUUUUAUUGUGACCGUACCAAGCGAGGAAGAAACAAAUCCAUGUAAUCCAUCACCUUGCGGUCCAAAUUCUGAAUGCAAAGAAAAGAAUAAUGCAGGAUCGUGUAUUUGCCAAGAGGGUUAUUUUGGUGAUCCAUACCUCGGCUGCCGACCGGAAUGUGUCACAAAUAAUGAUUGUCCGUUGAACAAAGCGUGUUCAAACAAUAAAUGUGUCGAACCAUGUCAAGGUGCAUGUGGAAUUAAUGCAUAUUGUACUGUAGCACAUCAUACACCAGUUUGCUUGUGUUUUGAAGGAUACGAAGGAAAUCCUGUUGUUUCAUGUCAUCCACAAAGAUCACCAUCACUAGCGGAUGUUAAUCCAUGCGUUCCAUCACCUUGUGGUCCUUAUAGCACUUGUAAAGAAUUUGAUGGUCAUGGCGUAUGUUCUUGUCAGGAAGGUUUUAUUGGUUCGCCACCUACAUGUAGACCAGAAUGCGUUAUAAGUACCGAUUGUGCACAACAUCAGGCAUGUAUUCGCCAAAAAUGCAGAGAUCCUUGUCCGGGGACAUGUGGCGUUAAUGCUCGCUGUCAAACUAUUAAUCAUAAUCCGAUUUGCACUUGCAAAGCUGGAUUUACUGGGGACCCAUUUACCGCAUGCCAGUUGGAACCAAAACCUAUGAUCAUGGGGCCUAAAGGAAAUCCAUGUGUGCCUUCACCAUGUGGUCCAUAUUCACAAUGUAAAGUAGUUGGAGAAGCGCCUGCAUGCUCUUGCUUACCGAAUUAUAUUGGAGUUGCUCCAAAUUGUAGACCGGAGUGCUCAAUCAAUGCUGAAUGCCCUGGUAAUCUUGCAUGUCAAAAUGAAAAAUGUGUAGAUCCUUGUCCGGGUUCUUGUGGUUUCAAUGCUGAAUGUACUGUAGCAAAUCAUGUCACUUUAUGUAAUUGCGUGCCAGGUUAUACUGGUGACCCAUUCAGUGGGUGUUCACCAAUCGAACACACGUCCCAACCACCACCAAAUCCAUGCCAUCCAUCACCAUGUGGAGCAAAUGCACUUUGUAAAGAGAGAAACGGAGUGGGAUCGUGCACGUGUUUACCAGAAUAUUUUGGAGAUCCGUAUACUGGAUGUCGACCGGAGUGUGUGUCAAAUUCAGAUUGUGAUCGUAACAAAGCAUGUUCUAAUAAUAAAUGCAAAGAUCCAUGCCCAGGAGCAUGCGGAAUUAACGCAGAAUGUCGAACGGUCAACCAUGCCCCAACAUGUACUUGUCUUAAUGGAUAUGUAGGCAACCCCUUAGUAAGAUGUAACGAAGAAGAUAAAUCGUUACCUCCAAUCGAUCCAUGUCAACCAUCCCCUUGUGGGCCUAAUAGCCUCUGCAGGGCAGUGAACGGUCAUAGUGUUUGCACUUGUGAAAUUGGUUAUAUUGGUACACCACCCACAUGUCGUCCAGAAUGCAUUGUCAGUUCCGAAUGCCCUCAAGACCAGGCGUGUGUCAAUAAAAAAUGCAUAAAUCCUUGUCCAAAUACAUGUGGCCUAAAUGCACGUUGUCAGGUGAUAACGCACAACCCAAUAUGCAGUUGCUCAGCCGGCUUUACAGGAGAUCCAUUCACCAGAUGUGAACCACAAAAACCAGACAUAAAUAAAGAUCCAUGUGUCCCGUCACCAUGUGGACCAAACUCAGAGUGUCGUGUUAUUGGUGAUCAAGCGGCCUGUUCCUGCCAGCCAAAUUAUAUAGGAAGAGUUCCUAAUUGCAGACCAGAAUGUACCAUUGAUGCGGAAUGUCCCAGUAAUACAGCCUGUGUGAAUGAACGUUGUAAAGAUCCUUGUCAGGGUGCUUGUGGUCUGAAUGCAUUAUGUUUGACUGUCAACCAUAGACCAAUAUGCAGUUGCCAACAAGGAUUCUCUGGAGAUGCAUCGCAAAACUGCAUUCCAAUAAUUAUGUCACCGACUGAAAUGACGACUUCAAGCCCCUGUUCGCCUUCACCAUGUGGGCCUAAUGCUGAAUGUCGUGAACAUAAUGGCGCUGGUGCAUGCGUCUGUUCUGAUGAUUAUGAAGGUGAUCCUUAUAGCCCGCAAGGCUGCCGUCGGGAAUGUGAAAGUAAUGAUGAUUGCGCUUUAAAUUUGGCUUGUACACGAUUCAAGUGCAUUGAUCCAUGUCCCAGAACUUGUGGCCAAUAUGCACAGUGUUCAGUUGAAAAUCAUAUUCCCGUUUGCACAUGUCCGAGAGGCUACUCAGGGGAUCCAUUCUUCCAGUGUAAAGAAAUCACUGUCGCUCCAACGCCAACUCCAAAUCCUUGUGAACCCACGCCUUGCGGACCCAAUAGUCAAUGUAGACAAGUAAAUAUGCAAGCUGUAUGUUCUUGUCUCCCUAACUAUGUGGGUUCACCACCUUCAUGCCGACCACAAUGUAUCGUAAACAGUGAAUGUGAUGCAUCAAAAGCUUGUAUUAACCAAAAAUGUGACGACCCGUGCCCUAAUACAUGUGGAUUGAGAGCCCAUUGUUUAGUUAAAAAUCAUAAUCCUAUAUGCACAUGUCCAGCCGGAAUGACUGGUGAUCCUUUCACCCAAUGUUAUCCUAUCGUAUUUGAACCCGAAAAGCCUUCUUGUACGCCAUCACCAUGUGGACCACACUCACGUUGUCAACUGCUGCCUAGUGGACCUGCUUGCUCAUGUUUACCGGGAUAUGUCGGCUCUCCACCUUCUUGCCGCCCCGAGUGCACAAUCAAUUCAGAAUGCCCAGCUUCAAUGGCAUGUGUAAGACAAAAAUGUGAAGAUCCAUGCCCAGGAUCUUGUGGAAUUGAUGCUAACUGCCAUGUUUUGAAUCAUGUAGCGGUUUGUGUUUGCAAUGAUGGAUACACCGGAGAUCCAUUUUCGAGAUGUCAACCAAUAAUUGAAGCUCCAACGACCCCAUCAUACGCAGAUGCAUGUAACCCUUCACCUUGUGGACCAAAUGCACAAUGUGACAAUGGAAUAUGCACAUGUUUAGCCGACUACAGUGGAAAUCCCUAUGAGUCAUGUCGACCCGAAUGUACAGGAAGUCAAGAAUGCCCUAGAGAUAAAGCUUGUUUCCGAAACAAAUGUCGUGACCCUUGUCCAGGAGUCUGUGGACAAAAUGCUAAAUGUGAUGUUAUUAAUCAUAUACCAAGUUGCUCAUGUUUGACAGAUUAUACAGGAAAUCCAUUUACUUACUGUAGUGAGAUAGUACACGAUAAACAGAUACCAAGAGAUCCCUGUCACCCUUCACCAUGCGGCCCAAACAGUAUAUGUAGAACAAGCGACAACACAGCAGUUUGUGCUUGUGUAGAAGGAUUCCAAGGGUCUCCACCAUCGUGCAGACCCGAAUGCGUUGUUAGCUCUGAAUGUCCAUCUACGAAAGCUUGUGUGAAUCAAAAAUGUAUAAAUCCAUGUAUUAACGCUUGUGGGAUAUCAGCGCGCUGUGAAGUAAUAAACCAUAGUCCAAUUUGCAGUUGUAAUCCAGGAGAAACUGGAGAUCCAUUCAAGAGUUGUCACAUUUUUGAAAAUCCUCAACCGCCAGUAGAUGCUUGUAAUCCUACACCAUGUGGACCAAAUUCAUUAUGUGUAGAACGGAAUGGUAAAGCAAACUGCAGAUGUAUUGAUAACUAUAUCGGACAACCACCAAACUGCAGACCGGAAUGUGUUAUCAAUCCAGAUUGUCCAUCUAAUCAAGCGUGCAUUAAAAAUAAAUGUGUCGACCCAUGUCCUGGUUCCUGCGGUGUAAAUGCAGAUUGUAUAGUUGUCAGUCAUACCGUUUCUUGCAUUUGUAGAGAGAAGUACACUGGCAAUCCCUUCCUACAAUGCAUUCUUAAAGAAGAAAAUGAACCACGGCCAUGUGAUCCAUCACCGUGUGGUGCUAAUGCAAUUUGUAAUCAAAGAGAUGGUAUUGGAUCUUGUUCUUGUUUAGAAGGAUACCACGGCAAUCCAUAUGAAAGUUGUAGACCAGAGUGUGUACUUAGUUCUGACUGUUCAGCUGAUAAAUCGUGUAUUAGAAAUAAAUGCGCUGACCCAUGUCCAGGAAUUUGCGGCACCAAUUCUGAAUGUACAGUAAUCAAUCAUGUGCCUACUUGCGCAUGUUCUAAAGGAUAUUCAGGAAAUCCUUUCGUACAGUGUACCAAAGAUAUUCCAAUACCAGAGUCUAGACCGUGCCAACCAUCACCUUGUGGACCUAAUAGUAUAUGCAGAGAGAGUAGUGGAUUAGCAUCGUGUGAAUGUCUCCCAGAUUACAUUGGCGCACCGCCUGAUUGUCGACCUGAAUGCACAGUAAGCAGUGAAUGUCCGCCAGAUCGAGCAUGUCAUAAAUUAAAGUGUGCUGAUCCUUGUCGGGGGACCUGUGGUAUAGGUGCCCAUUGUCAAGUGGUUAAUCACAGUCCGUUAUGUAGUUGCCCUGUUGGUACAAGUGGAGACCCAUUUACGAGAUGCUUUGAAAGGGAAACAGUUGUGAAACAAGAUGACACUCCACCAAUUAAUCCAUGUCAACCAAAUCCUUGUGGUCCAUACAGUGAAUGUCGCCCAAUAAAUAACAGCCCAUCUUGUUCUUGUAGUCAGGGAUAUACAGGCGCGCCACCUAAUUGCCACCCUGAAUGUCUAGUAAAUACAGAUUGUCCAUCACAACAAGCAUGCAUUGCAGAAAAGUGUCGAAAUCCUUGUGAAGGUUCUUGUGGAUUUAGAGCUGACUGCAGGGUUCAUGAUCAUAUUCCAAUAUGCAGCUGUCCAACAGGUUACUCCGGUGACCCUUUCAUACAAUGUUCAAAAAUUCUCGCUAUACCCACGCCACCAAGAGACGCAUGUAACCCUAAUCCAUGUGGAAGCAAUGCAUUAUGCGAUGCAGGCACUUGCAAGUGUUCUCCCGGCUAUUUCGGCGAUCCAUACUUAGCUUGUCGCCUGGAAUGUUCUACAAAUGGUGAAUGCUCUCCUACUCGCUCUUGUCAGGGGGGGAAAUGUAUUGAUCCUUGUCCCGCUUGCGGAACAAAUGCAAUAUGUUCAGUAAAUAAUCAUAUUCCUUCAUGCACCUGUCCACCAAAUACAUCAGGGGAUCCGUUUUCGUUCUGCACACAAAUAGAAAGAAGAGACGAAACUCCCUGCUCACCUUCACCAUGUGGACCGUUUAGCGAAUGCACAGUAAGUGCAAACGGUGCUGCCGCAUGUUCUUGUCGAGCAGGUCAUAUAGGCUCUCCUCCAUCGUGUCGUCCAGAAUGUCUAGUCAGUUCAGAAUGUAAAUUGCAAUUGGCUUGUAUUGAUCGCCGCUGCCGUGAUCCUUGCGAAGGUGCGUGCGGACGCGACGCACGUUGUCAAGUUAUAGCACAUUCACCUAUAUGUACAUGUAACGAUGGUUAUACUGGCGAUCCAUUUAUAUAUUGCUAUCCGGCUCCAGCACUUCCUCCAGCGCCAGUGGAUGCAUGCCAGCCAUCGCCAUGCGGGCCAAACUCAAUAUGUAUUAACUCAGGCGAGACCCCUGCCUGCAGUUGUCAACCCGGAUUUAUUGGCGCUCCACCAAAUUGUCGACCUGAAUGUACAAUCAGCGCUGAAUGCCCAGCAGUUCUCGCUUGCGUAAAUCAACGCUGUAGAAAUCCAUGUGAACAAGCUUGUGGACAGCGCGCUAUAUGCACUGUGGUGGAUCACAGAGCAUCAUGUGCCUGUGAACCAGGUUACGCGGGUGAUCCAUUCCAGGGCUGUUCCCCGACAAAAGCUCCACCGAAGAUUGAAUACUUAAACCCAUGUGAGCCCUCUCCUUGUGGUGUUAAUGCUGUUUGUAGAGUAGACGGAAAUGCUGGAUCAUGUACUUGUUUACCGGAUUACUUUGGGGAUCCUUACCAAGGUUGCAGGCCUGAAUGUUUGACUGAUUCAGACUGUUCUUUGGUUUCCUCUUGCAAUAGAAACAAAUGUAUUGACCCAUGUCCCGGUGUAUGCGGAUAUGAUGCCGAAUGUUACGUUUCCAAUCACAAACCUUCUUGUACCUGCAAAUCUGGAUAUACAGGAAAUCCAUUAACUUCAUGUUACAUCAUACGAGAUAAAGACGUUUCAGUUAUUAAUGUUUGUAAACCUAGUCCUUGUGGUACUAAUGCAAUCUGUAAAGAAGUAAAUGGCCAACCGGUGUGUUCCUGUAUAUCGAAUUAUAUUGGAUCUCCACCAAAUUGUAAACCAGAAUGUGUAGUAAAUUCAGAGUGUAAACCAAAUAAAGCCUGUAUAAAUCAGAGAUGUGUAAAUCCCUGUCCUAAACCUUGUGGACAAAACUCGGAAUGUAAAGUUAUUAACCACAGCCCGGUUUGUUCGUGUCGGCUGGGAUAUUCAGGAGAUCCGUUUACUAAGUGUACUUUAGCUUUAUCUACAUCUCCUAUUGAAACAGAACCAUCAGAUCCAUGUAUGCGUUCGCCAUGUGGAUUAUAUGCCGAAUGCCGCAAUAAUAAUGGACUAGCAGCGUGCUCUUGUUUACCAUCAUAUGUCGGCUCUCCUCCAUUUUGCAAACCAGAAUGUGUAGUUCAUUCAGAUUGUCCGAACGACCAAGCCUGCAUAGCGGAAAAAUGUAGGGAUCCAUGUAAAGGAUCAUGUGGACUAUUUGCUCGUUGCUUUGUGAAUAACCAUGUAGCUGUAUGCCUUUGUCCUGAAGACUUCACCGGUGAUCCAUUUAAGGAAUGCAUUCGCAAGCCAAUAUUAGAAGAUAACACGCUCUCAAGUUCUUUUGAUCCGUGCGUUCCCAGUCCUUGUGGUUCAAAUUCUUUAUGCAAUAAAGGAAAAUGCACUUGUAGAGAAGGUUAUCAUGGCGAUCCAAACGUUGGAUGUAGGCCAGAAUGUCUGUAUAAUACAGACUGUCCAUUUGAUAAGAGUUGCCAACGCAACAAGUGUGUAAAUCCAUGCAUUGGAACUUGCGGCAGCAACGCAAUAUGUGAUGUAAUUAAUCACAUUCCGAUGUGUACUUGUCCUAUAGGCAUGAAUGGGAAUGCGUUUGUGGAAUGUCGCUAUACCCAUGCUAUAGAACAAAAUCCAUGUAACCCAACACCAUGUGGGCCCAAUAGUCAAUGUCGUCAAUCAAAUGGACAAGCCGUUUGUUCAUGUAUCCCCGGAUAUAGAGGAAGCCCGCCAACAUGUCGACCUGAAUGUAUUAUUAGUUCAGAAUGUCCGCUUCAAGAAGCUUGUAACAAUCAAAAAUGUUCAAAUCCAUGCGUUGGUGCAUGUGGGUCAGGUGCCAUAUGUGAGGUUAUUAAUCAUAAUCCAAUUUGUACUUGCCCACCAUCUUUUACGGGUGAUCCAUUUGUUAGAUGCAAUAUUAAAGAAAUAACAAGGCCUCAACAAAAUCCUUGUGAACCAUCUCCUUGUGGACCACACUCUAUCUGCAAGAUUAUUGGAGAAAGCCCACUAUGCGCUUGUAUGCCAGAAUUUAAAGGAUCUCCUCCAAACUGUCGACCAGAAUGUAUAAGUAACAGUGAAUGCGAUUUUAAUUUGGCAUGUCUAAAUAAAAAGUGCUCAGAUCCAUGUAUUGGUUCUUGUGGUGCUAAUGCAGAAUGUAGAGUUGUAAGUCAUGCGCCUAUGUGCAUAUGCAAAGGAGGAUAUACAGGAGAUCCUUUUUCAUAUUGUAGUCCGACGCCAGUUAUGGAUUCUUUGGAGAUGUUAACGCCUUGCAGUCCUAAUCCAUGUGGAUCUAACGCUGUUUGUAGAGAGCAAAAAGGGGUCGGCGCUUGUCAAUGUUUAGAAGGCUAUUCUGGAAACCCAUACGAAGGGUGUCGACCUGAAUGUGUUAUUAAUUCAGAUUGCCCACUUAACAGAGCAUGUUCAAGGUUAAAAUGCAUUGAUCCAUGUCCUGGAACAUGUGGAUCAAAUGCUUUGUGCCAAGUUAAUAAUCACGUGCCUACGUGCAUUUGUCAAGAAGGAUAUACUGGAAAUCCAUUUAAAUUCUGUGCCGUGAUGCAAGAACCUCAAAUUUUCGAAUCAAAUCCAUGCAGUUCAUCGCCCUGUGGAGCAAAUAGUCAAUGCAAAGAAAUUAACAACCAAGCAAUAUGUUCAUGUUUGCCAAACUUUGUUGGGGCUCCACCUAACUGCCGCCCUGAAUGUGUCGUCAGCUCUGAAUGUCCAUCACAUUUAGCUUGUGAUAAUCAAAAGUGUACAAAUCCAUGCACUGGAACAUGCGGGGAAAAUUCUAAUUGUAAUGUGAUUAACCAUAGUCCCAUAUGUAUAUGUAAACAAGGUUUGACUGGAAAUCCAUUCACUAGAUGUUAUCCCAUGAAAGUAUCAGAACCGCCCCAAAAUACACCAAGAGAUCCAUGCAUUGCUUCGCCAUGUGGAUUAUAUGCUGAAUGUCGCAACGUGGGGGGCGCUCCAUCAUGUGCUUGUAAAUUAAAUUAUAUAGGAAAUCCACCAAACUGUAGACCCGAAUGCACAAUCAAUUCUGAAUGUUCUAGCAUUCAUGCCUGCAUUAAUGAAAAAUGUCGAGACCCCUGUCCCGGGGCGUGCGGGCUUAAUGCCCAAUGUACUGUAUUUAACCAUAUUGCACAAUGCAGCUGCAUUGAACGUUACACUGGUGACCCAUUUACUCGUUGUACUCCAAUGUCGAUCGAAGCAGAUUUUACCGAAUCUGAUCCAUGUUAUCCAUCUCCGUGUGGCCCCAAUGCACAUUGCAGUGAUGGUGUGUGCACGUGUUUACCAGAAUAUCAAGGAGAUCCUUACGUGGGAUGUCGCCCCGAAUGCUUAACUAGUACUGAUUGCCCCCACAAUAAAGCAUGUUUAAAAAAUAAGUGCAUUGAUCCUUGUAUCGGCACCUGCGGAAGAGAAGCAAUAUGCAGAGUCUAUAACCAUAUACCGUCAUGUUCAUGCCCAGAAGGUUUUAUUGGAAAUGCUUUCUUAGAAUGCAGGAAGAACAAAGUUUUUGAAGUAAUAAAUCCAUGCAGUCCAUCACCGUGUGGCCCCAAUAGCCAAUGUCGUGAAAUCAAUGGGCAAGCUAUUUGUUCAUGCAUAGCUGGAUAUAUUGGUGCACCGCCAACAUGCAGACCCGAAUGUGUCUCUAGCGCAGAAUGUGCUCUUAAUAGGGCAUGUUCAAAUCAACGCUGUAUUGAUCCUUGCAGUGGUAACUGUGGAGCUUCCGCACACUGUCAAGUCAUCAAUCACAAUCCAAUUUGCUCUUGCCCGGCCGGCUACACCGGAGAUCCGUUCAAAAGAUGCAUUAUAGAAGAAUCACAAGAUUUACCAUAUAUAAAUCCGUGUGAACCCUCUCCUUGUGGUCCAAACUCAGAGUGCAAAGAAAUAGGUGGCUCGCCAUCCUGUGCAUGUUUGAGUGAUUUUAUUGGUAGCCCACCUUAUUGUAAACCAGAAUGUAUAGCAAACUCUGAAUGUCCCAACCACUUCGCAUGUAUUAAUAAUAAAUGUAAAGAUCCAUGCCCUGGUUCUUGUGGCACAGGGGCUGAAUGUAGAGUAAUAAGUCAUGGCCCGCAAUGUUUAUGUCCGUCAGGGUUCACAGGUGAUCCGUUCAUCAGAUGUGUUGUUAUGAAUAUUCCACUUACACCUUGUUCUCCCUCACCGUGUGGAUCAAACGCGAUUUGCAAAGAACAAAGAGGAGCUGGAGCAUGUGUAUGCUUGCCAGAAUAUAUCGGAAAUCCUUAUGAAGGAUGUCGACCAGAAUGUGUAGUUGACUCAGACUGUGCUAGCAACUUGGCUUGUAUUCAGAAUAAAUGUCAGAAUCCAUGUAACAACAUUUGUGGACGUAAUGCCGUAUGUAAUGUCGUCAAUCAUAUGCCAAGAUGCGAAUGUCUACCAGGAUUAAUCGGAAACCCAAACCAAAACUGUUAUGAACAAAUAAAUGAUACUCCCACGAUCCAGAGACAACCUUGCUUGCCCUCACCGUGUGGUCAAAACAGCAUAUGUAAAGUAUUUAACAAUCAAGCUGUUUGUACAUGUCUGCCAGAAUUUAUAGGAACACCACCAGCUUGUAGACCUGAAUGCCUUGUUAGCUCUGAGUGUAAUCAGCAACAGGCAUGUAUACGCCAAAAAUGUAGAAAUCCGUGCGAAGGGGUGUGCGGGCAAAAUGCAGAGUGUAAGGUUGUAAAUCACAGCCCAAUUUGUACCUGCCGAUUGAGGUAUACAGGUGAUCCGUUUAGCCGCUGCUAUGAAAUAUCAGUAGCAGAUGUUGUGACAAUAAAUCCAUGUUUGCCAUCGCCUUGUGGUCCAUUUUCACAAUGUCGAGAUAUAAAUGGUUCUCCGACUUGUUCAUGUUUACCCCAAUAUACUGGUAGUCCACCGAAUUGUCGACCUGAGUGCACUUUGAACACUGAUUGCCCCACCGAUAUGGCUUGUAUUAAUGAGCGAUGCGUUGAUCCUUGUCCCGGCUCGUGUGGCAUAAACGCUGAAUGUAGAGUGCAAAAUCAUUAUUCAAUAUGCAUUUGCUUUGAUGGCUAUAUUGGUGAUCCGUUCACAAUUUGUUCUUUGAAACCUCAGAUGGAUCCAGAACCACAAAAUCCGUGUAACCCUUCACCAUGUGGAUCAAACGCAGUUUGUAACAACGGAAUUUGCACGUGUAUCCCUGAAUAUCAAGGUGACCCCUACUUUGGUUGUCGACCUGAGUGCACAAUUAGUUCAGAAUGCCCAAUAGAUGAAGCGUGUGUAAGGAACCACUGUAUUGAUCCCUGCCUAAGUGGCACCUGCGGUGUGAACGCUCUUUGUCAAGUGGUUAAUCAUAUGGCUAUAUGUAUAUGUCCAACGAAAACUACAGGCAAUGCUUUCAUCCGGUGUGAUCCUAUUAAAGAAAUGGUUUCAAUCGAUCCUUGCCAACCGAGCCCAUGUGGUCCCAAUAGUCAAUGUAGAGUUAUUAAUAGUCAAGCAGUGUGUUCCUGUCUAAGUGGAUACCGAGGCGCACCACCAACAUGCCGGCCUGAAUGUGUUGCAAGUUCUGAAUGUCCACCAAAUAAAGCGUGCAGUAAUCAAAAGUGUACUGACCCUUGUCGAGGAGCGUGUGGUGUAGCAGCAACAUGUCAAGUUGUAAAUCACAACCCACUAUGUUCUUGUCCAUCAGGACUGACUGGAGAUCCAUUUACAAGAUGUCUAUCUAUCCCAAUACAACAGCCUACAGAUCCUUGCCAACCAUCUCCAUGUGGACCGAAUUCUAUUUGUCAACUAACUGGAGGAGAAAUCCCAACAUGCCAAUGCAUGCCAGAUUUCAUCGGGGUACCUCCGAAUUGCCGCCCAGAGUGUGUAUCUAAUAGUGAAUGUGCACCUAAUAAGGCUUGCAUUAAUAAAAAGUGUCAAAAUCCUUGCGCACAAGCCUGUGGUUUGAAUGCUGAAUGUCAUGUCGUCAGUCAUGUACCAAUGUGCAUAUGCCCCGACGGCUUCCGUGGAGAUGCUGCUAUACAGUGCAUCAUGAAUAUUGAAAUAAUGCCUGCAGAGCCACUUUCCCCAUGCACACCAACCCCAUGUGGUCCAAAUGCCGAAUGUCGAGAACUCGCUAGUGCCGGCGCUUGUUCUUGUUUAACUGGUUACUUUGGUAACCCGUACGAAGGUUGUCGUCCAGAAUGCUUGGUAAAUUCGGAUUGCACCAGUGAUAAAGCGUGCACAAGAAAUAAAUGUGUUAAUCCUUGUCCAGGCACUUGCGCUGCGUUUGCUGAAUGUACAGUGGUAAAUCAUUCACCUCUUUGUACUUGUCAAAAAGAUUACACUGGUGACCCCUACAGGCAAUGCUCUAAAAUAGCUAUUUUAUACAUCAACCCUACGCCGUGUGAACCUUCUCCGUGUGGGCCAAACAGUCAGUGCCGAAUAUCAAAUGGUCAAAGUGUCUGCUCUUGCGCUCCUAAUUAUGCAGGAACACCCCCUAACUGCAGGCCAGAAUGUGUUGUGAGCACAGAAUGUGCCACGGACAAAAUGUGCAAGAAUCAGAAAUGUGUUUCUUCGUGUCCUGGUCCAUGUGGUAUUAAUACCGAUUGCAGAGUCAUCAAUCACAGUCCUAUAUGUACAUGUCAGGCAAGACAUACAGGAGAUCCAUUUUCCAGGUGUAGUUUAAUUAAAGCUCCAGUCGUAGUUCCACAAGACGAAAGAGAUCCAUGUGUUCCUUCACCCUGCGGCCCCUAUUCUGAAUGUAAAAACUAUCGCGGUAUACCAUCGUGUACCUGCCUCCCUAAUUUCGAAGGGAGCCCGCCUAAUUGUAGACCAGAGUGUACCAUAAAUGAAGACUGUGCCAGUAAUCUCGCCUGUUUGAACCAAAAAUGUAGAGAUCCUUGCCCCGGUUCAUGCGGGAUUAAUGCAAACUGUCAAGUUAUAACUCACGUCUCUGUAUGCACAUGUUUUGAUGGUUAUUCUGGUAAUGCAUUUACGCAAUGUAAUCUAAUACCACAGAAAGACCAAGAUGAUCCUUGUAAUCCGUCGCCAUGCGGAUCUAAUGCCGAAUGUUUCAAUGGCCAGUGUAGCUGCAUACUAGAGUUCCAUGGUGAUCCGUAUACUGAAUGUCGCCCAGAGUGUGUGCAAAGUUCUGAAUGUGACCGUAACAAAGCAUGCAUACGCAAUAAAUGUCAAGAUCCUUGUCCUGGCACGUGUGCUACAAACGCGGAUUGUAACGUGGUAAACCAUGUACCGAUGUGUACUUGUCCUGAAAGAAUGACAGGAAAUGCAUUUUUAGAAUGUAGACCGGUAACUGAAUUAAGUUCUACAAAUCCAUGUCAACCUUCUCCGUGUGGUCCAAAUAGUCAGUGCAGAGAAGUGAACGGUCAAGCUGCUUGUUCAUGUGCACCUAAUUAUAUUGGCAUCCCUCCCGUUUGCCGACCAGAAUGUACCAUAAGUGCAGAAUGUCCUCUGAAUCAAGCUUGCAGUAACCAACGAUGUAUAAAUCCAUGUAAAGGUUCUUGUGGUAUCAAUGCUGAAUGCAAAGUAGUAAACCACAAUCCAAUUUGUACAUGUCCAUACUCCGGUGAUCCAUUUGCACGAUGCUUCAAAUUACCUGAAAGACAACCGGAGCCUUUAAGACCAUGUACUCCCUCUCCUUGUGGACCAAAUUCUUUAUGUAGAGAAAUUAAUGAAACACCAACAUGCACGUGUUUAGAUGGUUAUCAAGGACAACCUCCUUACUGCAGACCUGAAUGUAACAAUAACGAAGAAUGUUCUAUGCAUUUAUCUUGUAUAAAUAUGAAAUGUAAAAAUCCAUGUGAAGCCGCAUGUGCUUCAAAUGCAGAAUGUAGAGUUGUAAGCCACUCGCCUAUUUGUUUAUGUCCUGUUGGAUUUACUGGAGAUCCAUUUUUUGACUGUGUGCCAGAACCUACAUACUCAAAUCAAAUCACAACUCCAUGUUCUCCAUCGCCAUGUGGAACAAAUGCUAUAUGUAAAGAAAAAAAUGAUGCUGGGUCUUGCACAUGUGUGGAAGGUUUUAUUGGAAACCCAUAUGAAGGCUGUAGACCAGAAUGUGUCGUCAAUACGGAUUGUGCCUCAAAUAUGGCUUGUCUUAAUAGUAAAUGUACAGACCCUUGCCCUGGCAGCUGCGGUACAAAUGCUCUAUGUCAAGUUGUAUCACAUACUCCACUAUGUACUUGCUUAAAUAGUUAUACUGGUGAUCCAUUCCGAUACUGCGUUUAUCAAGAAUCAACUCCGCCGACUACACUAAUUGACGUAUGUUAUCCAUCACCCUGUGGACCUAACAGCCAGUGCAGAUCUGUUAACGAUCAAGCAGUAUGUUCUUGCUUAGCAGACUAUGUGGGCACUCCUCCAAAUUGCCGCCCAGAAUGUAUACUAAGCUCAGAUUGUCCGCAUGAUAAAGCUUGUAUCAAGAAUAAAUGCACUAAUCCAUGUCCAAAACCUUGCGGUGCAAACACCAAUUGUAAAGUGAUUAAUCACAGCCCAAUAUGUUCUUGCAAAGAAUCUUUUACUGGAGAUCCAUUUACAACGUGUGCAGUAGCGCCAGUUGAGGCUCCGCCAGAAUCUAAAAACCCAUGCAUUCCCUCUCCAUGUGGUCCUAACGCAGAAUGUAGGGAAAUAGGCAAUACACCUUCUUGUACGUGUUUACCAACAUUCAUAGGAAGUCCUCCGAACUGCAGGCCCGAAUGCAUCAUACAUUCUGAUUGCCCAAGUAACCGUGCUUGUUUGAAUUCUAAAUGUCAAGAUCCAUGUCCAGGCUCGUGUGGCAUAUCUACAACUUGUAGUGUAUUCAACCAUAUACCGAUUUGUUCUUGCAUAGAGGGAUAUGUUGGUGAUCCAUUUACAGGUUGUAAACUAAAACCCCUCGAAGUGGAGCCCGCAGUCGUGGAUGCUUGUACUAAUAUCCGCUGUGCACCAAAUGCUGAAUGUAUCAAUGGCCAGUGCCAAUGUUUGCAAGAAUAUCAAGGCGAUCCAUAUUUUAACUGCCAUCCUGAAUGUGUAUUUAAUACAGACUGUAAUCAAAAUAAAGCUUGUUUACAAGGAAAAUGUAUUGAUCCUUGUAUUGGUGUCUGUGGACAAAAUGCUGUUUGCCAAGUAUUUAACCACAUACCAAUGUGUAGUUGUCAACCUGGAUUUACCGGAAAUGCAUUUGUGAUUUGUAACAGAGUAAUAGCUCCUCCCACGGGACACCCGUGCAGUACUGCGGUGUGCGGACCAAAUAGUCAAUGCCGUGAAAUUAAUAACCAGGCUGUCUGUUCAUGUCUUCCAAAUUAUCUUGGAAUUCCACCAGCAUGUAGACCAGAAUGUGUGUCUAGUUCCGAGUGUCCACAAAACCAAGCCUGUAUGAACCAAAAAUGUGUAAAUCCAUGUAUUGGCACAUGUGGAAUUAGAGCAACAUGUAAAGUUGUCAAUCACAAUCCUAUUUGCUCGUGUCCAUCAUCUUAUUCUGGAGAUCCAUUCUUGGAAUGUCAAUUACUAUCAAAUUUGCCUCCGAUAUCUGUAAAUCCUUGUCAGCCGUCACCAUGUGGUCCCAAUUCGAUUUGUAAUGACAUCAAUGGAUCUCCUUCAUGUACUUGCUUCCCGGAAUUUAAAGGACAACCUCCUUAUUGCAAACCAGAGUGCAUAAGUAAUAGCGAAUGUUCUCCACAUUUAGCCUGUAUCAACAAAAAAUGCCAAGAUCCUUGUGCUGGAGCAUGCGCUGCGGAUGCUGAUUGUCGAGUAGUAAGUCAUACUGCAAUGUGUAUAUGUCCACCAGGAUAUACAGGUGAUCCAUUUACAAAAUGUCUGCGACGACCGCAAAUAGAAUUUUUGACACCAUGUUCACCAUCUCCAUGUGGACCCAAUGCUGUGUGUCGCGAGCAAAAUAAAGUAGGAUCUUGCACUUGUAAUGACGGAUACUUUGGAAAUCCUUAUGAAGGUUGCCGUCCCGAGUGUAUCAGUAACUCAGAUUGUCUAGGAAAUAGAGCAUGUAUUGGAAAUAAAUGUCAAGAUCCAUGCCCCGGUACUUGUGGCAUUAAUGCUGAGUGUACGACAGUAAAUCAUGCACCAAUUUGUAAUUGUGUAUCAGGAUUCACUGGGGACGCUUUCCGCAGAUGCAACCCUGUUGCAAUUGAAAAUAUUUCUACUAACCUCUGCAAUCCCAGUCCAUGUGGACCUAAUAGCCAAUGCAAGGAAGUCAAUAAUCAAGCAGUAUGUACUUGUUUGCCAAACUAUAUGGGACAACCACCUUUCUGUAGGCCAGAAUGUUUAUUGAAUUCGGACUGUACAUCUGAUAAAGCAUGCAUUAAACAAAAAUGCAUUAAUCCCUGUCCAAAGCCAUGUGGUCAAAAAUCUGAAUGCAGGGUUUAUAAUCACAACCCAAUUUGCAGUUGUAGACAUGGGUUUAUAGGAGAUCCCUUUACAAGAUGUUAUCCAAAACCAGAACCGCAACCAGUUGUAAACGACGAUCGUGAUCCAUGUGUACCAUCACCUUGUGGAGCAAAUGCUUUAUGCCGCAAUAUAGGAGGCCAACCAUCGUGUUCCUGCUCCAUUGGCUACUAUGGCAGUCCACCAAACUGCCGACCCGAAUGUGUUACAAACCAGGACUGUAUAAGUUCCUUGGCAUGCAUAAGGGAGAAGUGUGUAGAUCCUUGCCCAGGAUCGUGUGGUCUUAACGCUCGAUGUACAGUUAUCAAUCACGUGUCAAUCUGCACUUGCCCAAAAGGAUACAGAGGAGAUCCAUUUACCACUUGUAUAUUUGAGCCAAAGCCAGAUAUAAUGAGUAUAGACGCGUGCAAUCCUUCUCCAUGUGGAUCAAAUACAGAAUGCAAAAAUGGAGAAUGUAAAUGUUUGCCAGAGUUUCAUGGUGAUCCAUAUGUGGGUUGCCGACCCGAAUGUAUUGUAAGCACAGAUUGUCAAACGACCCAAAUCUGUGUAAGGAAAAAGUGUGUCAAUCCAUGCCCGGAGACGUGUGGCAGCGGUGCAAUUUGCGAAGUCGUCAACCAUAUUCCGAUGUGUAGCUGUCCUGUCGGCUACACCGGUAACGCAUUCGUGACGUGUAAUGUCGUUUCAGAAUUUGCAGGUGGAACUGCAAAUCCUUGUAAUCCAAGCCCAUGCGGACCCAACAGCCAAUGUCACGAAAUUAACAAUAUACCAGUAUGUUCCUGUAUACCUGGCUAUUCAGGAUCUCCACCUACUUGUCGUCCUGAAUGCACGACCAGCUCAGAGUGCCCACUAUAUAAAGCCUGCAGUAAUUACAAAUGCAUCAACCCUUGCCAUGGCGCAUGUGGCUUUAAAGCACUAUGUGAGGUUGUUAAUCAUAAUCCAAUUUGUUCUUGUCCAAGUGACCUUACUGGAGAUCCAUUCAGAGGAUGUGUUCCAAAACCUUUAGAAACCCCUCAACAAAUAAAUCCAUGUGUACCAUCGCCUUGCGGUCCCAAUUCAGAGUGUAAAACAAUUAAUAAUUCUCCAAGUUGCUCUUGCAUGCCAGAAUUCAUUGGAGCUCCGCCCAACUGCCGCCCAGAAUGUUCCAGUAAUAGUGAAUGUCUCAACCAUAUGGCGUGUAUCAACAAUAAAUGUAGCGACCCUUGCGUUGGAGCAUGUGGUUCAAUGACGCUGUGUCGAGUUGUCAGCCACACUCCUAACUGUGUUUGCUCCCCGGGAUACAUUGGAGAUCCUUUUACAUACUGUACACUAGAACAACAAAGUUUACCGUCUCACAGACCAACUCCUUGUACUCCAUCACCUUGUGGAAGCAACGCAAUUUGUACCGAAAGGAAUAAUGCUGGGGCAUGUGCUUGUUCGCCUGGAUAUUUCGGGAAUCCUUACGAAGGCUGUAGACCAGAAUGUAGUGUUAACACUGACUGUCCAUCUAACAGAGUUUGCCAACAAAACAAAUGUCAGGAUCCUUGUCCCGGUACCUGUGGUAAUAAUGCUCAAUGCCAAACUGUAAAUCAUGUACCAAUUUGUACAUGUGUAUCUGGAUAUACCGGUAACCCAUUCCAGCAAUGCAACAUUCUCUUACAAGAACCUGUAUUUUCUGAUCCUUGUACACCAUCACCAUGUGGCGCAAACAGUGCAUGCAAAUUAAUAAAUGAGCAAGCUGUGUGUAGUUGUUUACCAGAAUAUAGUGGAUCGCCACCGAAUUGUAGACCAGAAUGUGUCAUAAGUUCUGAGUGUCCUAGAAAUAGAGCAUGUGAAUCUCAGAAAUGUGUUGAUCCUUGUGUUGGACAAUGUGGACAAAAUACCAAAUGUCAAGUGAUUAAUCAUAGUCCGAUAUGCUCAUGUAUGGAGAGGUACACAGGUGAUCCAUUCAGCCGAUGUUACCCUCUAAUAAUCACAAGCCAAGAAACUCCAAAAGACCCUUGCUUACCAUCACCCUGUGGUCCGUACAGUGAAUGUCGGGACAUUGGCGGAAUUCCGUCAUGUUCAUGUCAGUCCAGAUAUAUAGGUGCACCUCCAAGAUGUCGUCCCGAAUGUACAAUCAAUUCCGACUGUUCCAGUAACCUGGCAUGUAUUAAUCAACGUUGUCAAGAUCCUUGUCCAGGCUCAUGCGGAAUAAACGCACAGUGUACAGUGAAUAAAAACACACCUAUCUGUACUUGUAUUCAAAACUACAUUGGUGACGCUUUCACCGAAUGUAAACUACCAGACAUUCAAGAAGACGAAGUUGAUCCUUGUUAUCCUUCACCAUGCGGAGCUAACGCUGAAUGCAACAAUGGAGUAUGUUCUUGUCUUUCUGAGUAUCAAGGAAAUCCAUACAUUGAAUGUCAUCCCGAAUGUAUACUUAAUUCGGAUUGCAGUCAAGACAAAGCUUGCCAAAAACACAAAUGUAUUAAUCCUUGCAAUAGAGGUAUAUGUGCUGCAAAUGCGAUAUGUGAAGUAAUAAAUCAUAUUCCAAUGUGUAGAUGUCCUGAACAUAUGACUGGAAACGCAUUUGUUCAAUGUUCACCUGUAGAAGUUACAAGACCACGGCCAUGUCUGCCCAGUCCUUGUGGACCCAACAGUCAAUGUCGUGAUGUAAAUGGACAGGCAGCUUGUUCCUGCCUUCCAGAUUUUAUUGGAAGCCCGCCAUCUUGUAGACCAGAAUGUAUUAUUAGCUCUGAUUGCCCGCCAAGUGAAGCUUGUAGCAAUAGAAAAUGUUUAAAUCCGUGCCAAGGUACCUGCGGAGUUGGAGCUAUGUGUCAAGUUAUUAAUCACAAUCCUAUAUGUUCAUGUCCAUCUUCGUAUACUGGAAAUCCAUUUGUCAGAUGUAUUCUACAACAGUAUGAACCAGAAUCUGCGAGUCCUUGUGUGCCUUCUCCUUGUGGACCAAAUUCAAUUUGUAAAGAAAAUUUGGGUGCCCCAUUAUGUUCCUGUGCAAGUGGAUUUAUCGGCUCGCCCCCUAAUUGUAAACCAGAAUGUAUUAGUAAAUCAGAGUGUUCAUUACAACAAACUUGUAUCAAUUCAAAAUGUGUGGAUCCCUGUAUUGGAUCAUGUGGUCUCAACACUGAAUGUCACGUCAUUGGCCACUCUCCUACAUGUAGUUGUUUAGCUGGUUACACUGGAAAUCCAUUCUUUGAAUGCAGUAAAAUAGAAAAACCACAAGAUUUCGCUACACCUUGUCAACCGUCACCAUGUGGAGCAAAUGCGAUCUGCAAAGAAUUCAAUGGAGCUGGAUCCUGUACAUGUUUACCUGAUUAUCAUGGCAAUCCUUACGAAGGUUGCAGGCCAGAGUGCCUUAUUAACACAGACUGUGCAUCAAAUCGAGCUUGCAUACAAAGUCAUUGUGAAGACCCAUGUCCAGGUGCCUGUGCACCAAAUGCCAUAUGCCAGGUGGUAAAUCAUAUUCCAAUGUGCUCUUGUGACCGCGGCCAGACUGGCGAUCCAUCUCAGUAUUGCAUUCCAGAAAGAAUUUCCGAUAAACCAAUAAAUGUUUGUCAACCAUCCCCGUGUGGUCCUAAUAGUCGAUGUCAAGAAAUAAAUAAACAAGCCGUAUGCUCUUGUUUACCCAAUUACAUCGGCUUUCCUCCUGGAUGCCGCCCCGAAUGUACUAUAAGCGCAGAAUGUUCUAGAGAAUUAGCUUGCAUUAAUCAAAAAUGCGAAAAUCCAUGCAAAAAUGCUUGUGGCAUAAAUUCUGAGUGCAGAGUUAUAAACCACAGCCCAAUUUGUAUAUGCCAUUCGCAAUACACUGGUGAUCCGUUUACUAGAUGCCAUCCGAUACCACCACCUAUUUCAAAUUCAAUUAAGGAACCCUACAGAAAUCCGUGUGUGCCGUCACCAUGUGGACCGAAUUCAGUUUGUCAAGAAGUAGGAAAUGUGCCGUCUUGUGCAUGCAUGUUAAAUUAUAUUGGCAGCCCGCCCAACUGCAGGCCGGAAUGCACUAUUAAUGCAGAAUGCCCAACUUCUAAAGCAUGUAUUCAGCAGAAAUGCCGAGAUCCUUGUCCAGGUUCUUGUGGAAUAAAUUCGAUGUGCAAUGUUUUACGUCAUACGCCGAUUUGCACUUGUCCAGAUGGUUACACAGGCGACGCAUUUACUCUUUGUUCACCUAAGCCUCUAGAAGCGGAUGUCAUAGUAGAUGAAUGCAAUCCAUCACCUUGUGGGCCUAAUGCUGUAUGCAGAGAAGGAAUUUGUACAUGCAUCGCAGAAUAUCAUGGUAAUCCCUACGAAGGAUGCAGGCCAGAAUGCGUACUAAGUUCUGACUGCUCAAGAGAGAAAGCCUGCAUCAAGAACAAAUGCGUGGAUCCAUGUAAAGGAACUUGUGUAGACAAUGCAAUCUGUGAUGUAAUCAAUCAUGUACCUAUGUGCAGCUGCUCACAAGGGAUGACAGGGAAUGCAUUUUAUAGAUGUGAGCCAAUUAAAGGUUCAACGAUAGUGAACCCAUGCUCACCAUCACCUUGCGGGCCCAACAGUCAAUGUCGAGAAAUAAAUGGGCAAGCAGUAUGUACUUGCCUGUCAGGCUAUUUGGGUAGUGCGCCGUUGUGUAGACCGGAGUGUGUUUUAAGCUCCGACUGCCCACCAAAUAAGGCUUGUAGCAACCAAAAAUGUAUAGACCCCUGCAAGGGAUCAUGUGGGGUGGAUGCUUUAUGUAACGUUGUUAAACACAACCCUAUAUGCAUUUGUCCAGCACAAUAUACUGGGGAUCCAUUUAUUAGAUGUCUUCCAUAUAGUCCUUCCUUGGCAAAUAUAACACCAUGUACGCCAUCUCCCUGUGGACCGAAUUCAAUUUGUAAAGAAGCUGGUGAUACGCCAUCUUGUACAUGUAUGUCAAACUAUUUUGGUUCUCCACCUUAUUGCAAACCAGAAUGUACAAGUAAUAGUGAAUGUCCAACUAAUAAAGCGUGCGUGAAUCAAAAAUGUAAAGACCCAUGUAUUGGAGCCUGUGGAGCGAAUGCACAAUGUAGAACUGUUUCACAUUCUCCAAUGUGUUUCUGUGACAAUGGGUUCAUCGGAGAUCCAUUUUCUUCUUGUUAUCAGCAAGACGUAAUACCAGAAAAAACAACUCCUUGUGAACCCUCGCCAUGUGGAUCAAACGCUGUAUGUAAAGAAUAUAAUUCUGCUGGAUCUUGUUCGUGUCUUCCGGACUAUAUUGGAAAUCCAUACGAAGGCUGCCGACCAGAAUGCACAGUAAACACUGACUGUACUCCAAACAAAUCAUGCAUUCGAAAUAAAUGCCAAGAUCCGUGUCCCGGUACAUGCGGCCCAAUGGCUACUUGUGUGGUUGUUAAUCACUUGCCAACAUGCAGUUGCCUACCUGGAUAUUCAGGGAAUCCAUACAGCAGAUGUAACACAUUCAGUGAGCCAUUACAGCCGGCAACACCAUGCUCGCCCAACCCUUGCGGGCCAAAUAGUAUUUGUCGUCCAGUUAACGGUCAAAGUGUAUGCUCUUGUAUGCCUAAUUUCGUUGGAUCACCACCAGGAUGUCGACCGGAAUGUGUCGUCAGUUCGGAGUGCUCCAUUGACAAGUCUUGCAUCAAUCAAAAAUGCGUCAAUCCAUGCCCUGGAAACUGUGGUCUUAACGCUGAAUGUAGAGUUAUCAAUCAUAGCCCUGUCUGCUCUUGCAGCCCAGGUUUCACAGGCGAACCAUUUACUAGAUGUUUCCCAGAACAAUUACAAAUACAGCCUCCAGUUUAUAUCAACCCCUGUGUGCCAAAUCCUUGCGGUGAUAAUGCAAUAUGUCGAGAUAUAAAUGGUUCUCCUUCUUGUACCUGCAUAUCGAACUACCAAGGUCUUCCACCAAAUUGUCGACCUGAAUGUGCCAUCAACCAAGAUUGUCCUUCUGAUAAAGCUUGCAUAAAUAUGAGGUGUCGCGAUCCUUGUCCGGGCAGUUGUGGAUCUAACGCGUUAUGCUCAACUUUCAACCAUUUGCCAUCGUGCACAUGUAUACAAGGAUAUACCGGAGAUCCUUUUACUUACUGCUCUCUGAUAUUACCACCAAAAGACGAAAUAACAACGGAUCUUUGUAAUCCGUCACCGUGCGGCUAUAAUGCGAAUUGCAGAGAUGGUGUUUGUACUUGCUUCAGUGAAUACUUCGGAGAUCCAUAUACGGGUUGCAAACCUGAAUGUGUUACUAAUAUGGAUUGUUCUAUAGAUAAAGUGUGUUCCAAGAACAAGUGCAUAAAUCCAUGUCCUGGAACGUGUGCAUUAACUGCACAAUGCAAUGUUUAUAAUCACAUUCCUAUGUGUACUUGUCCUGAAGGCACGUCUGGUAAUGCAUUUAUCGAAUGUAACAAAUAUGAAGUCCAAUUUAGCGAGCCUUGCAACCCCAGUCCAUGUGGUCCAAAUAGUCAAUGCCGUCCAGUAAACGGAGUAGCAGUGUGCUCGUGUUUACCGACGUUCAUCGGAACUCCGCCUUUGUGUCGACCCGAGUGCACAAUCAGUGCCGAGUGCCCUCUAAACGAAGCGUGCAAUAAUCACAAAUGCAUCGAUCCAUGUAAAGGAUCUUGUGGUUUAGGAGCGAAAUGUGUAGUUGUGAACCAUAAUCCAAUUUGUUCAUGUCAAUCCCAAUUUACCGGUGAUCCGUUUACUCGAUGCACCGCAAUAGUUAAUAGUCCGAUUUCGUAUCCAAGUGAUCCUUGCACGCCUUCGCCAUGUGGUCCAUACUCAGUGUGCAGGGUUAUCGGUGAAUCACCGUCAUGUACCUGCCAAAGUGAUUAUACGGGGUCACCUCCAAACUGUCGCCCGGAAUGUAUUAGCAAUUCAGAAUGUUCAAUUAAUUUUGCAUGUAUCAAUCAGAAAUGUAAAAAUCCCUGCCCCGGAAGUUGCGGUUAUAAUGCUGAUUGUAAAGUAAUCAGUCACGCUUUAGUAUGUUCUUGUCCAUUUGGUCAAACUGGAGAUCCUCUCGUAUCUUGCACUCCAAUAAAAGAUAAUGUCAUAGAAUAUAGCUCACCAUGUAAUCCUUCACCUUGUGGUUUAAAUGCAGAAUGCACUGAAAGAAAUGGUGUUGGAUCUUGUAAAUGUGUAGAAUAUUUCGUUGGAAAUCCUUACGAAGGUUGUCGUCCAGAAUGCGUCAUUAACAGCGACUGCCCUCCUAUGUUAUCUUGUAUUCAAAAUAAAUGUAAAGAUCCAUGCCCAGGUCUAUGUGCACCAAAUGGAAUUUGCCAAGUUGUCAACCAUCUACCUUUGUGUUAUUGUCCUCCUGGAUUAACCGGCAAUGCGUAUUCAUACUGUGUAGAAGCAGUUGAAGAUACAGUCAAACCAUCACCAUGUGCUUCUUUGCCAUGUGGCCCUAACAGCCAAUGUCGAGAAGUAAGUGAUCAAGCAAUAUGUAGCUGUCAGACAGAUUUUAUGGGCGCACCACCAAAUUGCAAACCUGAAUGUACCAUCAGUAGCGAAUGUUCCAGCAAUAAAGCUUGCAUCAAAAGAAAAUGUAUCGAUCCUUGUAUAGGACAAUGUUCUAGAAAUGCAAACUGCAGAGUUAUUUCGCAUAAUCCCAUAUGUUCGUGUCAGAAUGGAUAUACUGGAGAUCCAUUCACAAAUUGUUUCCCAACGCCUGCAUCAAUUCCAUCUCUACCAUCACCUAUCAAUCCAUGCAUACCAUCUCCAUGUGGACCAAAUUCACUAUGCCAAGAAUAUGGAGAUACAGUUAGAUGCACAUGUCUCCCUAACUAUAUUGAUACACCGCCGCGAUGUAGACCAGAAUGUUCUAUAAAUUCCGAAUGUAAUGCUAUUCAGGCAUGCAUUAAUAAUAAAUGUUCAGACCCUUGUCCCGGAGCCUGUGGAAAUAAUGCCCAAUGCAUUGUCAAUAACCAUCUACCAAUAUGUUCUUGUUUGCCCGGAUAUACGGGAGAUCCGUUCAGCUUUUGCAAUGUUAUGCAUGAUGAACCAACAGAUCCAUGUUUACCGUCCCCAUGUGGUCCCAAUGCAAUUUGCCGCGAUGGCAUUUGUUCAUGUCGGGAUCAGUUUAUCGGCGACCCCUACCAAGGCUGCAAACCAGAAUGUGUAUUAAAUACAGACUGCACAAGAGAUAAAGCAUGUGUGAAAAAUAAAUGUGUUGAUCCUUGCGCCGGAACAUGUGGAACAAAUGCCAUUUGUGAAACCAUCAACCAUAUUCCUAUGUGUUCUUGUCCAUCGGGCACAACAGGAUCUCCAUUUUCAUACUGCACAGCAUCGAUGGAACCUUCAACUCCAGCUAACUUAUGUGAUCCUUCACCGUGUGGCCCUUACAGUCAAUGCAGAGAAGUAAAUGGGCAUGCAGUUUGCAUUUGUAUCACAGGUUAUAUUGGCAGCCCUCCCAAUUGUAGACCAGAGUGCGCUGUCAGCACAGACUGCAGAUUAAAUCAGGCUUGUUCUAAUCAAAAAUGUAUAGAUCCUUGCCCCGGAGCGUGCGGCCUUAACGCGCAAUGCAUUGUCGUGAAUCACAAUCCUGUGUGUACUUGUAUAUCAGGGUAUUCAGGAGAUCCGUUCUCAAUUUGCCAAAUCAUUGCUGCUUCACCGCCAGAAAGAGUAAACCCCUGCUUACCAUCGCCGUGUGGCCCUAACUCGAAAUGUUCAGAAAAUGGAGACAAUGCUAUUUGUCAAUGCUUACCAGAUUAUAUUGGCGCACCACCAAACUGCCGUCCUGAAUGCACCAGUAAUUCAGAAUGUUCUCAAAUAACUGCUUGUCUCAACAGAAAAUGUCGUGAUCCAUGUCCUGGAUCAUGUGGUUUAAAUGCAGAAUGUCGAGUAAUAAGCCACACGCCUAUUUGUUUGUGCACUGACGGUUAUAGUGGAGAUCCAUUCAUUUCAUGUAACAUUUUAGUACAAAAUGUGAUAGAAGAGCGACCCACACCAUGCGUUCCAUCACCAUGUGGUGCUAAUGCAGUGUGUAAAGAGCAAAAUAACGCUGGUUCAUGUUCAUGUAUUCCCGGCUAUUUUGGAAAUCCUUACGAUUCUUGUAAGCCAGAGUGUAUAUUAAGCUCAGAUUGUCCUUCUAAUCUUGCUUGUAUACAAAAUAAAUGUAAAGAUCCCUGUCCUGGCACUUGUGGUUUGAAUGGGUUAUGCAAUGUCAUAAACCACAUUCCUUCUUGUACUUGCCCCGAUCAAUAUUAUGGUGAUCCAUACAAGUUGUGUGCUUUCAGUCCUUUAACUGAAAUGUCAGAUCCGUGCAAUACUUCGCCAUGUGGACCCUACAGCAACUGCAAAACCCAAAACGGUGUAGCUAUAUGUACAUGCUUAAGUGGUUAUCAAGGAGCACCGCCUAUGUGCCGACCUGAAUGCUUAACAAGCUCAGAAUGUCCUUUAGAUAAAGUCUGUGUCAAUCAAAAAUGUGUAACAUUAUGUCCCAAUGCAUGCGGUAAAAAUACUGAAUGUAGGAUGAUUAAUCAUAACCCUAUUUGUACAUGCAAGCAAGGUUACACUGGCGAUCCGCUUGCAAUGUGUUAUAAUCUGCCUGAGCCAAACAAACAGGAAUCAGAACCAGUUAAUCCUUGUAUUCCAUCUCCAUGUGGAUUAAAUGCGGAAUGUCGAAACAUUGGAGGAAUUCCUUCUUGUUCUUGCAUAAUUGGAUUCUAUGGAAGCCCGCCUAAUUGCAAACCAGAAUGUAUAGUGAAUACAGAUUGUAGUAAUGACAAAGCCUGCAUAAAUAUGAAAUGUCGCGAUCCCUGCUUGGGCUCAUGUGGAUUGAAUGCAAUAUGCAAUGUAGUUAAACAUAUACCAGUUUGCAUUUGUCCCAAUGGAUAUCAAGGAGAUCCAUUCUCAAUUUGUAAUGUUAAACCCCAAGAAUCACCCCAAGUAAUCGAUCCAUGUCGACCGUCGCCAUGUGGAGCGAAUGCGCAAUGUAACAACGGCGUCUGCACUUGUUUGCCUGAAUAUCAGGGAGAUCCAUACUUUGAAUGUCGACCUGAAUGUGUAUUAAGUUCAGACUGUCCAUUCGAUAAAGCGUGUUUGCGAUCGAAAUGCGUUGACCCAUGUCGUAAUCUGUGCGGUGUAAACGCAGAAUGUAACGUUUAUAACCACAUAGGUGUUUGCAGCUGUCCCAGAGAAAUGACAGGAAAUGCAUUUGUGCAGUGCAAUAUUAUUGAAAGGCCUUUAGUUACACCUUGUGAACCGUCACCGUGUGGUCCAAAUAGUAUAUGCCGAGAGGCAAAUGGCCAAGCUGUGUGUGCUUGUGUGUCUGGCUUUAUUGGUAAUCCACCCAAUUGUCGACCAGAAUGUGUACAGAGUAUGGACUGUCCUCUAUCACAAGCUUGCAUUAAUCAAAAAUGCCAAGAUCCUUGUCCAGGAUCCUGCGGUCAUAACGCUAUAUGUAACGUCAACAACCACAAUCCUAUAUGUAGUUGCCCUGAUAGAUUUACUGGAUCUCCGUUCAGCCACUGUUACGUACUAGCACCAAUUGAUAAUCCACCGAACGACCCAUGCAUCCCAUCUCCAUGUGGACCAAACAGUUAUUGUACUACAAAUUCUGAUGGAAAUUCACACACUUGUACUUGCCAACCCAGCUUUGAAGGAACACCACCACAUUGCCGCAGAGAAUGCUCGUCAAACGACGAAUGUCCUUCAAAUAAAGCUUGCAUAAACUAUAAAUGCAAAGAUCCUUGUCCAGGAUCUUGUGGGGUCAACACUAUUUGUACAGUGCAUUUACAUAGCCCGAUGUGUGCUUGUCAAGAAGGAUUAUCGGGAGAUCCGUUCACGUCUUGCUAUGAAAUACAGUUCUCCAUGGUGGAUCCUUGUAAUCCAACUCCAUGUGGAGCAAAUGCACGCUGUAAAACAUCGAGUAAUAGUGCAGCCACGUGUUUAUGUGAGCCUGGCUACUUUGGUAAUCCAUAUGAAGGAUGUAGACCAGAGUGUAUUAUAGAUACAGAUUGUGCAUUUGAUAAAGCUUGUCGAAAGAAUCAAUGUGAGGACCCAUGUCCAGGCGUCUGCGGCUCUACAGCAAUUUGUCAAGUAAUCAAUCAUAUUCCAUCGUGCAGUUGUGCGACAUCUUACACUGGAAAUCCAUACACAUAUUGUCAUAUAAUUAUUAACAGUCCAACAGAAACGACUUCUAAGGAUCCAUGUGUACCUAAUCCAUGUGGUAGUAAUAGUAAUUGCAAGAAUAACAAUGGCGUCGCCUCGUGUUCUUGUAUGACGGAGUUCUUUGGAUCUCCACCGAAUUGCCGACCAGAAUGUACAAUAAACUCCGAAUGCCAACCAACUAUGAGUUGUUUGAGGCAAAAAUGUAUUGAUCCAUGCAAAGGAGUAUGUGGACAAAAUGCUGAAUGCCGAGUAGUUAAUCAUGCUCCAAUAUGCACUUGUCCUCAAGGUUUAGAAGGUGAUCCAUUUAUAAGAUGCACUACAAUAAAAAAAACACCGCCAGCGAAAGUGAAUCCAUGUGUACCUUCCCCAUGUGGUCCAAAUUCUGUUUGCCAAUUAGUAAACACAUUUCCUAUUUGUUCAUGUUUGGACAAAUAUAUUGGUUCACCGCCAAAUUGCCGAGCUGAAUGUAAUGUUAAUUCUGAUUGCCCUAGUACAAUGGCUUGUAUAAACCAGAAAUGUCGCGAUCCAUGUCCUGGGUCUUGUGGUCUUGAAACAGUGUGUCAAGUUUACCAACACGCGGCCAUCUGCAGUUGCAGGGAGGGAUAUACUGGGAAUCCGUUCCAAAAUUGUUACAUUCAAGAACAUAUAGAACCAGCACCUGCCGUAUACGAUAAUUGUAAUCCAAGCCCAUGUGGCGCCAAUGCCGACUGUGAUGGCGGAACAUGCACAUGUAGAUCAGGAUAUUUUGGAAAUCCGUAUCUUAGCUGUCGCCCUGAAUGUACACACAAUUCUGACUGUGCGCCGAAUAAAGCUUGCAUAAAUAAUAAAUGUAUGGAUCCUUGUAACAACUUAUGCGGCCAAAGAGCAGUAUGUGAAGUUUAUAACCACAUACCUAUGUGUAAUUGUCCAUCAGGAACUACUGGAAGUGCUUUUAUAUCUUGCACACAAAUACUCGGUGAAUCUGAAAAAGUAAACCCUUGCGUACCCUCUCCUUGUGGACCCUACAGCAUUUGUCGAGCCGUAAACGAACAAGCAAUAUGUUCAUGUCAAAUUGGACAUUUUGGCAUACCGCCCUCAUGUAGACCUGAAUGCCUAGUAGAUUCAGAUUGUACAAGUUUAAUGUCAUGUUCUAAUCAGAAAUGUAUAGACCCAUGUCAAGGUUCAUGUGGAUUUAAUGCCGAAUGUAAAGUACAUAAUCAUAAACCAAUUUGCUACUGUCGCAAUAGAUUUACUGGCGACCCAUUCAAUCAAUGCAUUGUUAUUCAAGAUAAACCAUCAACAAAACCAGCUCCAUGUGAACCGUCUCCAUGUGGUCCUAACUCUGUAUGCAGAGUACAAGGAGAUACCCCAUCUUGUUCUUGCUCACCUGAAUAUAUUGGAACUCCACCAUACUGUCGCCCUGAAUGCGUCUCAAACAGCGAAUGUAGUUUUGACAAAGCCUGUAUAAACAAGAAAUGCAUAAAUCCUUGCUCAGGAGCAUGUGGACUAAACACUGAUUGUCGUGUUAUAAGUCAUUCACCACAGUGCGUUUGCCAGCAGGGGUAUGAAAGAGAUUCCUUUGACCAGUGUAAACCAAUAACUAUUUCAGCUCCCACGCCAGAUUCUAGCAAACCGUGCAUACCAAAUCCAUGUGGUACAAAUGCUGUUUGCCAAGACCGCAAUAAUGUCGGAAGCUGCGCUUGUUUGAAUGGUUAUUUCGGAAAUCCUUAUGAAGGAUGCAGACCUGAAUGUCUCCUUAACUCAGAUUGUGCCGAAAAUAGGGCAUGCAUAAAUAACAAAUGCCAAGAUCCUUGUCCAGGAAUAUGUGGUACAAAUGCUCAAUGUAAAAUUGUUAAUCAUAUGCCGCAUUGUAUCUGUAUAUUAGGCUAUGUGGGCAAUCCAUAUGACAACUGUAUUAUCAAAGAAGAAACUAGCGACCCUUGUAACCCAUCGCCAUGUGGACCAAACAGUAAUUGCAGAAAUGUUAAUAACAAUGGUAUCUGUACUUGUUUGCCAGACUACAUUGGUAGUCCACCGAAUUGUCGUUCGGAAUGUGUGACCAGUUCUGAAUGUCCUCUUGAUAAAGCUUGUGUUAAACAGAAAUGUAUAGAUCCGUGCAUAGGUAUGUGUGGAGAAAAUGCACAGUGCCGUGUCUAUCACCAUAGUCCUUAUUGUACUUGUUUCCCUGGAUUCGAAGGAGAUCCAUUCAUAAGAUGCACGAAAGAAAAAUUAUUUGAACCAUCAGUAACUUCACCAUGUGAACCAAAUCCAUGCGGUCCAUACUCAACCUGUCGAGUCGUAGGAGUCAAUGCAAUUUGUGAAUGCAAACAGGGAUUUAUAGGAGUACCGCCCCGCUGCGCUCCAGAAUGUACAAUAAAUGAAGAUUGUCCAAACGAUAAGGCUUGUGUUAGAGAAAAAUGUGCAGACCCUUGUACUGGCUCCUGUGGAGCUAAUGCUGAAUGUCGUGCGAUGAACCAUCUAGCAAUAUGCACCUGCUUAACUGGUUAUAGUGGAAAUUCUUUUGUGGGCUGUUAUGCUUACACUGAAACUGAAAUUCAACGUCCUUUAGAUGCUUGUCAACGAUCGCCUUGCGGAAUAAAUGCAAUAUGCUAUAACGGGACAUGUUCAUGUAUCGUCGGCUAUCAAGGCAAUCCUUAUGUAGAAUGCAGACCAGAAUGUACUAAUAACCACGAAUGUGGGAAACAACAGGCUUGUGUUAACUAUAAAUGCAAAAAUCCUUGUAUAAACGCCUGUGGCUUUAAUGCCAUUUGUAACGUUCAUAACCAUAUUGCCAUAUGUGAAUGUCCGGCAACAUUAACAGGAGAUCCUUUCUUAGCUUGCCGAAAACCUUUAGAUAUAAUGUAUACAGAAGCAUCAAUUUCACCGUGCUCACCAAAUCCUUGUGGACCGAACAGUGUGUGCAGAGCAGCUGGCACAGUAGCUCAUUGCUCUUGCCUACCAGCUAAAUUAGAAUCUCCCCCCACAUGCCGGCCUGAAUGCCACACUGACUCAGAAUGCAGCCCCCAGUUAGCCUGCCGAAACAAUAAAUGUAGAGACCCUUGUCCAGGAUCAUGCGGAGUGCAUGCCAUUUGCCGCGUGCGGUUACAUUCACCAAUUUGCACAUGCCCAGUUAACUUCAUGGGUGAUCCAUUUGUGAGAUGUUUACCAGCUCAAGAGACUGAACCUAAGAUACCAUCCUGCCAGAAUUGUGGAGCCAACGCAGAUUGCAUUGAAGGCCAAUGUCGUUGCAAAACUAGCUUCCUCGGUUCACCUCCAAACUGUCGCUAUGAGUGUCUCAGUUCCAGUGAUUGUGAUAUGCAUCUCGCUUGUAUCAACAAUCAAUGUGUUGAUCCUUGUCCGGGAGCCUGUGGUAUUACUGCCGUAUGCACCCCAACGGCACACGAGCCUCGUUGCAAUUGUCCUCCCAGCACUACUGGAAAUCCUCUUGUAGAAUGUCGACCCACCGCAGACAUCCCUCCACCACCACAAGACCCAUGUUAUCCAUCUCCAUGUGGCCCGGGAGCCAUAUGCCGCACUAAGGGACUCGGCGCAUCUUGCGAAUGCGAACCAGGAUUACUUGGUGAUCCGUAUACCGGCUGCCGACCAGAGUGUGUCGCUGAUUCUGACUGUUCGCCUACUCGAGCGUGUAUUCGAUCACACUGCCGAGACCCAUGUGUGGGCACUUGCGGAGUUAACGCUGAUUGUGAAACUGUUAACCAUAUACCGCUAUGCUCAUGUCCUUCUGGAACUCGUGGAAACGCCUUUGAAAGAUGCGACGUCAUAUCAACGCCGCCUCCAUGCACACCUUCCCCAUGUGGCCCGGGAGCCUUGUGCUCUGUAGUGGGUGACCGUGCACAGUGCUCGUGUCCAGUAGGCACCAGCGGUGAUGCGGCCACCAGCGGUUGUAGACCAGAAUGUGUUGUCAGUAGUGAAUGUCCACGUGACCAAGCAUGUGUCAGAAACAAAUGCAUUAAUCCUUGUCUGGGUUCCUGUGGAAAUGGAGCUAUUUGUAGAGUCUUCGAUCACGCUCCAAUUUGCUCGUGUCAAUCUCCUUUGAUAGGAGACCCUUUCAUUGAAUGUAGAGCUAAAGAACCAAGACCAGAACCACCUCAAUACGAUCCUUGUGAACCCAAUCCCUGUGGACCACAUGGAAGUUGCCGUAAUGGCAUCUGCUCAUAUCCAGAGUGUGUUGUAAACGAUGACUGCCCCGGUAACCGCGCUUGCAUUAACCAAAAAUGUGCUGAUCCAUGUGUUAACGCAUGUGGUCUUAAUGCUUUAUGUACUGGAGUAAGACAUAACGCUGUGUGCUCGUGUCCACCCGGAUACUCAGGCUUUGCUCUAGUACGGUGUGAACGAGUUAUAAUUCCAACACCACCGGCGCAAACACCAGAAUGCGUCAAAGAUGACCAAUGUGCAGAUAAUGCUGCUUGCGUUGAUGCAAGAUGUACACUAGUAUGUGGACAAAACAACUGUGGUAUCAAUGCUCGCUGCUUGGCAAGACAACAUAGAGCGCGGUGCACCUGUUUGCCUGGAUACGAAGGCGAUGCGUACAGGGGUUGUUAUUCAGUUGAAUGUCAUAGCAACAACGACUGCCCGUACGAUGAAAAUUGUGAGAAUGGCUCUUGCUUGAAAAUAUGUUCGCGCUUGCGCUGCGGAGUGGAGGCUCAUUGCGUAGCUCGCGCCCAUACAGCGAGUUGCGAAUGCAAUUCUGGAGCUCGAGGCGACCCUUGGACAAGUUGCCGUCAAGAUGAAUGUUCUUCUGAUGAUGAGUGCCCGGCUUGGCUGGCAUGUCGCCGAGGAAAUUGCACAGAUCCGUGUCCAGGAUCUUGCGCUCAGGGCGCUAUUUGCAAUGUGAUACGCCAUACACCUAAUUGUGAAUGUCCACGCGGCACCCAAGGCAAUCCAAAAAUCGAGUGUCGUCCAGUACUAGAAACAACGAUAGAGUGUCAAACGGAUGCAGAGUGUGGCCCAGAUCUAGCUUGCCUUCAAAAUCACUGCAAAAAUCCGUGUGACAGCAAGUCUUGUGGAACACGAGCCAUAUGCCGGGUGGCAAAUACGUUACCAUUCCGUACAUUGGUUUGUGAAUGUCCCAAACCUCUUACCGGAGAUGCAUCCGUAGAGUGUAAACCAGGUGGUGAAUGCUCAGAAGAUUCGGACUGUAGCGAUAUAGAAGUGUGCUCUAAUAAACGUUGUGUGAACGCGUGCGACGCAAGGCAAACCGCAUGCGGCGUUGGCGCUGAGUGCCGCGCGGCGGCACACCGUGCGUCGUGCAGGUGUUUGCCACCGCUGCAAGGAGACCCGCAGAGAGCAUGUACAGCUCCAUCAGAGCUCGCACCAAGUCCGGAGUGCUUAGCAGACGAAGAAUGUGGCGCAGCAGAAGCGUGCGUAUCACGACGCUGCGUGUCUGCUUGCGCUGGCGCGUGCGGAGCUGGUGCUCUUUGCGAAGCUACAUAUCAUCGCGCUCGCUGCCGUUGUCCGCCCGGUACUGCCGGGGAUCCGUCUCGAAGCUGUUAUACUCCUGAAUGCACAUCCGAUGAUAAUUGUCCUUUCGAUAAGACCUGUAUCAACAAUUAUUGCCGGGAUCCAUGCGCAUUGGGUUCCCCAUGCGGUCGCGAUGCUAUAUGUGAAGCCGUUGCUCACGUCGCCACUUGCCGGUGUCCUGCUGGUACUCAGGGAGACCCACAUCGUAUUUGUAUCUCUGCUGUAUGCCACUACAACGAAGACUGUGACGACACUCAAAUAUGUAACAGACUUAAUCGCGUAUGUCAACCUGCCUGCUCCGAAAACUCUUGCGCCUCGGGAGCUCUAUGUAUUGCUCGUAAUCAUCGGCCAGAUUGCACAUGUCCUCCUGGCCGCUCAGGAGAUCCUUAUUCAAGCGGCUGCUCCAAAGAGAUAACCUCAGAAUGCGCAUCUGAUUCAGACUGUUCGGCUCCACUUGCUUGUGUGAAUUCGCGAUGCAUUGAUCUCUGUCUCAACAAUCCUUGUGAAGCUGGACUUCUCUGCAAAACUGUGGAUCUAUUGCCACUGCGAGCAGUUGCCUGCAUAUGCCCUGAUGGUGGCCGCACUGCUCCAGAUAGUGGUUGCCGUAUUCCACCGUCGGCAGAAUGCUCUUCUGAUUCUGAAUGUGCUCUCAGUCAAAUAUGUCGUCGCGGAAGUUGCGUGGAUGCAUGUAAAGCUGAUCCUUGCGGACUAAAUGCAUUGUGCGAAUCAAAUGCCCACGCCUCUCGCUGCACUUGUCCUCAAGGCUACAAUGGAAAUCCAAGAAUCGAAUGCAACCCAGAACCAAGACGACCAACUGCAGAAUGCUACAGUGAUGACGAGUGUCACUAUGAACGAGCAUGCAUAAAUCGGCUUUGCAUGAACCCAUGUACCGACACAUGCGGCGCUGGGUCACUCUGCCGGGUGAUCGAUCAUAAGCCACAUUGCACCUGCCCAAGAGGUUUUACUGGCAUCGCCACUGUUCAAUGCAUACCACCAUCAGAAGGGUCGGUAGGCUGCAAGGCGAAUUCGGACUGUCCAUUGUCGCAAGCAUGCAUUAACAGUGCCUGCGCCGAUCCUUGCUCUUGUGGCACCAAUGCACAGUGCAAUGUAAUAAGACAUCAUCCAGUAUGCUACUGUGAAGAUGGCUAUUCAGGGAACCCCUACACUGGAUGUAUUAAAGUUGGCUGUACCUCAGAAUCAGACUGUUCCGAUAGCGAUACUUGUUAUAAUGGCGCCUGUGUCAAUCCCUGCGUCAUAGAAGCAUCAUGCGCUGUGAGCGCAGUAUGUUACGGCAAAUCACAUAGACCUAACUGUCGCUGUCCAAUAGGUACCACUGGAAAUCCAUAUACUAGAUGUCAAGCAGCAGAAUGCCAAAUUGACAAUGAUUGUGACGAUGACAGCGUUUGUGUAACAGGAAUAUGUCGAAAUGCGUGUUCAAAUCAUGGCCUCAAUCCGUGUGCAGGCAACGCCGAAUGUUUUGCACGCAAUCACGCAGCGUCAUGCAAGUGCCCGCCAGCGCUUCCAUUUGGAGAUCCCUUAACUCAUUGCGAAAAACCAAAUAUAGUUGGUGAACCUGAGUGUCGCCUCGAUAGCGACUGUCCCAGCGGCCAGGCAUGUCUAAGAGAAGAAUGUCGUGAAGCCUGUACGGAAUUAAAACCAUGCGCUGGGAAUUCACGCUGUACUGUGUCUGAUAGUGUACCUUUUAGAACUUUAAUAUGUCGUUGUCCAGAAGGAUAUAUCCCGGAUGAAAACGGUUCCUGUAAACCCACGCAAUUACCACCCUUAAGUUGUUCUUCAGAUCAAGACUGCAGUGAUCAAGAGUCUUGUAUAAACAGAAUUUGUCGAAAUCCAUGUAACUGUGGAGAUAAUGCUGAAUGCUUUAUACGAAACCACCGACCUGUUUGUUCGUGCCGUGAAGGCUUCGACGGAGACCCAUAUCGCGCAUGUCGUACAGUUGGUUGUCGUGCGGACUCAGAAUGUGAAUCGAGUUCUGCAUGUAUCAAUGGAAACUGUAUCAGUCCUUGCUUACUGAACAGCACUUGUGGACCCAACGCCGAAUGCUAUGUAGAAAGGAAUCGACCUCUUUGUCGUUGCCGAUCUGGCUUUGAAGGUGAUGCGUAUUCUAGUUGUAACGCAAUAGAGUGUAGAUCGAAUGGAGACUGCCCGCAAACUAAGCAAUGUCUUGCGCAUAGAUGUAUAGAUCCUUGCCUUUCUGACAACACAUGCGGUAGUUAUGCGGUUUGCUUAGUACGAAAUCAUAAUGCUAUGUGUAAAUGCGAAAGAGGCUACACAGGCAAUCCAUAUGUAGAAUGUAAACCACAAAUAAUCGCCGAAUGCUACGUAGAUGCUGAUUGUCCAUCUAAACUUGCUUGUUUAUCAUCGAAGUGCGUUGAGCCAUGCACUACACUACGACCAUGUGCUACCCCCACGCGUUGUGAAGUAUCACCCACCUUACCAGUACGCACCCUCCUAUGCACUUGCCCACCAGGUUAUGUAAGCAGCGGUGGCGGUAUGUGCCGCCCUACAACUUCUAUUCUUGAUGUCGAAUGCCAGACCGAUACUGACUGCACUAGCAAUCAUGCCUGUAUAACAUCCGUUUGUAAAAACCCAUGCGAAUGUGGUUCUAAUACUGAUUGUCAAAUAAAAGAUCACAAACCAGUUUGUGCAUGUAGGCCUGGUUACAUCGGCGACGCGCGUCUUGGUUGUUACAAGAUUUUAUGCCAGUCAGACUCAGAAUGUUCCGAUGAUGAGAGCUGUAUCAACAGCCGUUGUGUACCAGCUUGUUCUGUUGAGCCAAGUGUUUGUGGAGAGUCUGCUGAAUGCUACGGCGCAGAGCACCACGCCUCAUGUAGAUGCAAAAUUGGCACUAUAGGUAAUCCAUUAAUAGCUUGCACAGCAAUAGGCUGCCGUGCCCAUAGCGAUUGCCCACCGGACAAAUCGUGCAUUAACUCGAAAUGUGUAAACCCAUGUACAUCUGAAACUUGCGUUGAUGAAGCUGAAUGUAGAGUCCAUCAACAUGAUGUCCAUUGUGUUUGCCCACCUGGUUACCGAAGUACAGAAGAUGGCUGUGAACAACCCAAGGAACCACAAUGUAUUUCCGAUAUUGAUUGCCCACCUGGAACAGCGUGUCUAAAUGCAAAGUGUCUUAAUCCUUGUCUAGAAACUAAACCGUGUGGACAUAAUACAGAAUGCAAAGUUGUCGACACCCUUCCUGUAAGAACUAUGGUCUGCGAUUGUUUGCCAGGAUAUAAAGGAAACGCUCUAAUAGAAUGCACAUCAAACAGAGUACCAAUCGCGAAAUGCAUUGACGGUCAAGGAUUAGAUGCAUUGGGUGAAUGUGCACCAUGCUACGAAGAAGACGGUCACAUUGUCGACAGCAGGGGACGGUGUGUGUGUGAUACUGAACGCGGCUUCUCGCCGCGAGGUGACAUCUGCGUGCAAGCAGGAUGCCGUACUGACGACCAAUGUGACGAUCAAUCACGCUGCAUUAAUGGUGCAUGUGUCGACGCUUGCGCUGCAGAACCUUGCGGCGUAGCUGCGUACUGUAACGCUACUAACCAUCGCUCGAUCUGCACAUGCAAACCCGGCUAUGUUGGCAAUGCCAGAGUCCAUUGUAAUGCUACUACACCACCGGAUCACAACUACCGCACCGAUUUCCCUAUACCAGAGAUGCAGGUAAACUGUGAAGCUAAUGGUGUUCGUGUUAGCUUGAAAAUUAAGGACUUUAACGGAGUAUUAUACGUAAAAGGAUACAGCAAGGAUGAACGUUGUCACCGCGUCGUGCAUACUUCUGAAAACCAAGAGAGUCCUGUAGACUUCACUGUACACUUUGGUGACUGUGGCCUAGUGCACAUAAACGGCUUAGCAAGUUUCGUACUUGUAAUGCAAAAACAUCCGAAACUAGUCACAUCCAACGCAAAAGCAUUCCAUAUCAAAUGCAUCUACCAGACUGGUGAAAAGAAUGUCACACUAGCGUUUAACGUUUCUAUGCUCACCACGGCCGGAACCAUUGCUAAUACUGGACCACCACCCACUUGUUCUAUGAGAAUUGUGACUCGAUCAGGUGACCAAGUAAGCUCUGCUGAAAUCGGAGAGAACUUGGUUUUACAAGUCGACGUUCAACCAUCCAGUAUAUACGGUGGUUUUGCUCGAAGUUGUAUUGCAAAGACCAGUGAAGUGUCCACGAAAGCUGAAAAUGAACAUAUUGUAACUGAUGCGGACGGUUGCGCUACGGAUACGGCUAUUUUCGGAGAGUGGGAACGAAGCGAGGAUGGCAGUGCUCUUCGAGCCUCAUUCAAUGCUUUCAAAUUCCCCAGUAGUGACAAUAUAAGAUUCCAAUGCAAUAUUAGAGUUUGCUUUGGUAAAUGUCAACCGGUUAACUGCCGUGGAUUCGAUGCCUUCGGAAAACGUAAAAAGAGAGAAGCGAUCGACGACGAAGUUCCCCUGUUGAGUAAUGAAGGUCAACUAAGAGAGGAGGUGACGGUUGAGUCAAAUCCUAUUGUUGCGCUGGAGCGACGAGACCCAUCCCGAGUAGCACGGCAGCGCGAUGGCUCCGGUAUAGAGGGUGGACCGGGUAGUUCAGGAGAAGUUUGUGUGUCAGCUGCUGGAUUGGCAGUAGCUUUAGCAUUGACAGCGCUGCUAGCCCUAGUGGCAGUGGCGGCAGCAGUGGCGUGCUGGCUUGUAGCGUGGAGACGUGCCCGACCGCCACCAGCGCCACUCCCUCACCCGCCCGACUUCCCAAACCCGCUGUUCCAGCGCUGAGCGCUGCCCGCAGUUACUAGUCCGCGUCCCGCUCCUCCGCCGGCGCCGGGCGGUGUCGGCUCUUCCUUCUCCUCAUUCGGCUUCAUUCUGUGAGCGCCGCCGGAGGACCGCCGGGCGAGGGCGUCUCGAGCGCCCCCCUCGCCGCGCUCGUAGCGCCCUACAUUAGAUUAUUUUAUUUUAUACGCUAAUCUUAAAUGUUUCUUUUUUAACGUGGAAUCGUCGCCUCCUUUAAAUUUUGUGAUAUUCAUAAUAUAAAUAUUCGAAAACACCAUUAUUGUAUGUAGAGCGAAUAUUACAAAUAUAGUUUAUAAAUAAGAGAAUAAUAAUAUUAAUAAU